This is a messenger RNA of Coregonus sp. 'balchen', 62706 nucleotides long. The record is from the annotation of a GenBank genome assembly. Lineage: Eukaryota; Metazoa; Chordata; Actinopteri; Salmoniformes; Salmonidae.
AUGGGAAGCUCUAUGGGUUGUGUGAGGCCUCCUAGGGAGGGAGGACACGGCUUACCCCCACUGUCCCCCAACCCCAAACGGCGCCUCCGCUUCCGGCGGAAACGCAAAGGAAAGAAGCACCAGAAAAGAGAGUCGGUAGGCUCGGAAGUGGAAAGCAUAAGGAUAAGCAACAUACCAGAGGAAGAGGAUGAAGAGGAGGAGGACAGAGGUACUGUCACAGAGGCGACCACCGCCUCGUUCAACACUAUGAGUGAUGUCGGCGCCAAAAUCACCAAUUUAACCGUGCCUCAUGUCCAAACUCAAUCCAGACUACCCCUUCCCAGUGCUCUCUGUGCUGACUCCACAAGCGACAGCAUGGGGGGGUUGGGUGGUAGCAGAGUGCUGUCCCCUGAGCCAAGCCCAGUGUGGAGAAGGGUGUCCUACCCCGGAGCUGGGAGUGAGGAAGGGGGGACGAGCAGUACCAUAGAGGCCCCAAGCAGCCAAGGGCAACCCAGUGAGGAUCCCACCCCGUCCGCAGACAACCCUGACCCAUCUUUCCCGUCCCAGGUGUACACCACCCCUGGUGGGGGUCGGGUCUGCAAAGUCAGGGAGCGAGAACAAGGGGUCCUGGAGAGGCCUUGUAUACUAAGACCCAAGAAAGAAAGGGAACGAGAGAAAAAACGAGAGAAAGAGGAUGAAGGUGGGGGUGGGCUAGCAGGGACUCUGGGGGUUGCUUUUAACGCCCCUUCGGAAAAGGAGCGCAAAGGGGUGGUCCACAUUCGCGAGGUGGAGGGCCGGCUGUGUGUUGUGAGGACAGUCUACCCCAGUGACUUUGGGUCCCCGGUUUGGAGAGGGGACAGUUACCAUGAUAAAGAGGUAGAAGUAGAGGUACGUGCCGAACCUCCAGCCGCAUCCCCAGUGACUGGGAAAAUCCUCAAAGUACAGCUUUCUGAGGAAGACAUCAUGAAAGCCAAAAUUGACGCCUCCAGUCCGCAUAAGACAGCUAAACGUCUGGGGACCCGGGAAACUACAGAAGUCAAGGAAGGCACAGUGACUGGAAACAAAGUUCAACUCUCUGAGGAAGACCGCAGGAGAGCCAAAAUGGAUGCCAGGACCACUUUCCUUAUGGGGACACAGGAAACUACAAAAGUCAAGGAACUCAGUCUGGAUAAACCAGCACAGGUCCAACAGGGACUAUUAAUACAGAACCCUCUUUCCUCUGGUUAUGCCAACGAUCUGCCACUCACAUCCCCAGAGACUGGGGGAGUCACCCAGGUAAGCAGGGUUGGCUUGACCCAAAGUAGAGCCAAAAUGGACACCUCUGGUCCCAAUAUGACAACCAACCUUAUGGGGACCCAGGAAACUACGACGGCUGAGGGACCCUCGGUACAGGACCCUCUGUCCUCGGGCUAUGCCAGCGACCUGCCACUAACCUCCCCAGAGGCAGGGGGCGCCACCCAGGUAGACUGGGAAAGCUCCAGAGAGGGACUGGACUCUGCAACGGACAGUCCUCUAUCUCCACCCCAGUUCCCCACAAAGCAGUUCCCUCAGGUCAGCGGCAUCUUUUUCUCUUUCCUUCUCUUUUCCGCUCGCUCUCUUUUACUUGUGGAAGUGGAAAUGUAGGCUAGAUAUUUGGGGGCUUGUCCAGGAUCAGGGCGGGAGAGCAUAUUUAUGAAUGUGUGUUGCCCUUUUACGGCUUGUAUACUACUGUCACACAUCUUUGUGUCAGAGAGAUUUUGUGUGUGUGUGUGUCCUGGUUGUCAGCCCUGCAGAAGGCACUCUGCAUCUUCUCAUCCUUCCGGAGUCUGUCCCCAGAGCCUAAUCAGCACAGCACAGACCUUCUCUGCAUCUCUCCCCCUUCUCUCGCUUCUCCAUCACUCAUUAUUUUCCUCACACGCCCACUCUUUCCUCUGUUACUUCUGACUGUGUGUGUGUGUGUGUUUCCUCAAAUGGCAGGGUUCCUGACAGCAUACUGAAACGUGUUAUUUUGCAAUUAUGUAUUGGUUUAUGAGAUCAUACGGCUCACACAAUGAUGUGUGUGUGUCUGGGGGGUGGAUUCAAUGGCCUCAUUUGAGCUCCAUCGCAAUAAGCUGUUCAAUGAAAGGACCAACUGUCAUAGAAAUAUAAUUACAGUAACUUUAAUGGUAAUGUCGGUUCUAGUAAUUCUACCCCUAUGCCUACUCUAUUGUAGGUCUUUAACCCCACAGUUGCUGGUGACCCUUUCACUGUUGUUACCAAUAAUUAACCUCAAUUGGUAAUGGUAGUUAGUUGAUAUAGUACCUUUCUUGCUCAAAGUGCUUUACAUUGACAGCAGGAAACUCCCUUCGUGGCUGCCGACCUGUAGCACCCGGCCGUCAGUAUGUUAUGUAUGCUGUGAUGGUAUGACGUUAUGUUCUCUUUGGGCCUGUGUGUCUUAUUUGAUGCGCGGUGCUGAGUCACGGGGAAAGCAAGACACACACCCACACCCACACCCCCCACACCCCCCACACACACACACACACACACACACACACACACACACUCAGUUGCUUAGAGCCCGGUCUCCGCAGAGGCUCCCGUUUACGAGUGUUUUAGCCAGGUAACGAUCAAUAGUUCUGGCUCUUUCUCGAGUGUGUGGGUGGGUGGGUGUGGUGUGUGUACGUACGUGGCGGCUGCCUUUUUGGCAAUGUCUGGGCUGCCCUCAUAGGAAUAAAUAGGGAUUUCAGAUGCGCAUUCAUCAACACUAUACUGCUACAUCUAGCCUCAGAGGGGGAUUCCAAACACUUUAUAUCCAUCCCACUCUCUCUUUGUCUCUAUCCCUCUCUCUAUCCCCUCUUUUUAUGUAUUUGGUGUAUUCUGUCCGUCUCGUUCUCUCUCCCCAUCAACUACUGUAUCUAAAUAUCUCCUCGUCUCUCUCCCUGCCUAUCCUCCAUUUUCUCUCUUUCUCCCUCCCUCUCCAUCCACCCCUCUCUCUCCCAUCGCUCUUCCUACUUCAAAGGACCCUUUCUUUAAAUGGAGCCUGUUCUGAGCCCCAGGGGGCUAGUGUAUCAUAGCAGUGUACAGUAAAUGUGUUUUUAUAGCCAUUCUAGUCAAUGGUGAUAGCACUACCUUGCUGUCUCUGAAGCUGUGUGUGUGUGUGAGCAUGUUAAGGCACUGACUCAACAAUCACGAGACGGUGAGAGAAUGAGUCAGAGUAAAUGAAAUGCCCAACAGGAGCUCAGUAUACAAUUAAAAAUAUUUAUGAAACAGAACUUGUCAGUGGUCCAAUGUAAACAAGCACUGUAUGUUGUACUUGAACAUACUUUGAUGUGUGUAUUCGAGGGUUACGCCAUCUUAAAGAGCGUUCAUAGUGUGUCUGUUGGCACUUAUCAGGACUCCUGGGUGGCAGCAGGCCUCUGGCUGCUCGUGUGUGUGUCGGUGACGGUGUGUCUGUUAGUGUUUGGUAGUGUCUGAUUUAAGCAUGAUGUCACCAGCUAAUUGACACUAUGUGCCCUGUUUUGACAGUGUAAAAUCGCUACCAUAUGUUACCCAAAACAACCGUAUUACUCAUAAUACCUGGUUCAGAAUUUAUGACAAACGUGUCCAUGAGAAGGUGGCAAUUAUGUAUGAAGAUUUUAAUUGGGCAGUGCAAGCAUACAGUAUGUGGUAUGCGGUCCAAUCACCAGCUGCGGUAUUCUAAACAGGUUAUGGGUUGCAGGGGGGAAACUGAGCUACACAGGAUGGUAGAGUGAGGCUGUGCUUGACUCUGUUGUUUAUUGCCAGUCAGUUUGUAGUGUAUGGCCUUGCCUUGAUAAUCUUUACUAUAAGAGCCUCGCGCCACGGAGGAGCUGUGUUUUGGGGUACACACAGGUGUGUGUCUGUCUGCGUGUUUGCUGUCGGUGUGUUUGGUUUGUACUGUAUGUGCAUGUCUAGCCUUAUUAGUUUAGGCAGGGCUGGUUUUGCUCUCUCUUGUUUGCAGGCCAUUCCUCCUCUCCCGCUCUCAUCCCCCCUCUCUCUCUCCUUCUCUUUUGGCUGUUGCUGCAGUCUCCUGGCACUCACUGGACUUUCAUUCUGUUCUAUAUUAGCACCCGAGAGACAGACAGACUGACUGACGGAGGGAGGGCGGGCGGGCAGGCAAGAUAGGAAGUGAGAAAAAGGGAUGACGGAGGAAUACUGAUGACAAGAACCAGGCACUGCCAGAUACUGCAUAUACAACAGCCACCCUUUGUCAUGAUGAACAGAUUAAAGAAAUAAAGAAGAAAGUAUAGGGAAAAAGGGGAGGGGGGAGGUGGAGGACGGUUGGCUUAAGGAGGUUAUAAGCGCUUUGACCUCAAAAAGAAAAGAGAGGGUAGAAAAGGAGGAGUGAAACAGCAGAUUGAUGUGAAGGCGAGACGAAUGAAUCAGAACGAGGCAGUGUUUGAGGAAGAACAGAUCAAAUGAGGAGAAAAGCUAAAGUGACAGAUAGAAGAAGGAAUGAAGUGGGGGGGGGGGGGAGAGGGGGAUAUUGUGGUGAGAAAACAAGUUAAUGAGCUGGCCAGAAUAAUGAGAGACCGAAAGAGAAAAUAAUAGAACAUUGGCUCGGGCUUAAGGCCUAUUGAUUAAAGGAGAAGAAGGAUCGGAACAAAGAUGACAAGUUGAAUAAAAGACUAGCACGUUGAUACAUUUCUGCUGACUCACUGUGUGUGUACGUUUGUGUGUCACGUACAUCCGUGUUUGCCUGUGUGAAAUAGGGGCACAGUGAUUGUUCAUUCAUUUAAGUCAUGACACUAAAGAGACCAUAUGUUUGAAACAGAGUAAUUAAUGCACACUGUGGGUUACAGACUCAUAGUAGGACAAUGGCAUGAAUAUGAGAUAGGAUAAUGUAGUGUAUAAUGAAUGUUUACCCAUAAAGGGAAAUGGUGUGUAUAUGUGCCAGCUGUUGUGUUUUUCGUUACCACGAUUAUACAGUAAGAGCAGGCAUCUUUUGACCAUGAAAUAGUUCAUAUUUGGAACCUUAUACCAAUAACAUUACUUAUGGAUGGAUCCAAGCAAAGUCAUCCCAAUAUGUACACUACCAGUCAAACGUUUGGACACACCUGCUCAUUCAAGGGUUUUUCUUUAUUUUUACUAUUUUCUACAUUGUAGAAUAAUAGUGAAGGCAUCAAAACUAUGAAUUAACACAUAUGGAAUCAUGUAGUAAACAAAAAACUGUUAAACAAAUCAAAAUAUAUUUUAGAUUCUUCGAAGUAGCCACCCUUUGCCUUGAUGGCAGCUUUGCACACUCUUGGCAUUCUCUCAACCAUGAGGAAUUAUUUUCCAACAGUCUUGAAGGAGUUCCCACAUAUGCUGAGCACUUGUUGUUUUCCUUCACUCUGCUGUCCAACUCAUCCCAAACCAUCUCAAUUGGGUUGAGGUGGGGUGAUUGUGGAGGCCAGGUCAUCUGAUGCAGCACUCAUCACACUUCUUGGUCAUAUAGCCCUUACAUAGCCUGGAGGUGUGUUGGGUUAUUGUCCUGUUGAAAAACAAAUUAUAGUCCCACUAAGCGCAAACCAGAUGGGAGGGGGUAUCACUACAGAAUGCUGUGGUAGCCAUGCUGGUUAAGUGUGCUUUGAAUUCUAAAUUAAUCACCGACAGUGUCACCAGCAAAGCACCAUCACACCUCUUCCUCCAUGCUUUACGGUGGGAACCGCACAUGCGGGGAUCAUCCGUUCACCUACUCUGCCUCUCACAAAGACACAGCGGUUGGAACCAAAAAUCUCAAAUUUGGACUCAUCAGGCCAAAGGACAGAUUUCCACCUGUCUAUUGUCCAUUGCUCGUGUUUCUUGGCCCAAGCAAGUCUCUUCUUCUUAUUGGUGUCCUUUAGUAGUGGUUUCUUUGCAGCAAUUCGACCAUCAACGCCUGAUUCAUGCAGUCUCCUCUGAACAGUUGAUGUUGAGAUGUGUCUGUUACUUGAACUCUGUGAAGCAUUUAUCUGGGCUGCAAUCUGAGGUGCAUUUAACUCUAAUGAGCUUAUCCUCUGCAGCAAAGGUAACUCUGGGUCUUCGUUUCCUGUGGCGGUCCUCAUGAGAGGCAGUUUCAUCAUAGCGCUUUAUGGUUUUUGCGACUGCACUUGAAGAAACAUUCAAAGUUCUUGACAUUUUCCAGGUUUGACUGACCUUCAUGUCUUAAAGUAAUGAUGGGCUGUCAUUUCUCUUUGCUUAUUUGAGCUGUUCUUGCCGUAAUAUGGAUUUGGUCUUUUACCAAAUAGGGCUAUCUUCAGUAUACCACUCCUACCUUGUCACAACACAACUGAUUGGCGCAAACGCAUUAAGAAGGAAAGAAAUUCCACAAAUUAACUUUUAAGAAGGCACACCUGUUAAUUGAAAUGCAUUCCAGGUGACUACCUCAUGAAACUGGUUGAGAGAAUGCUAAGAAUGUGCAAAGCUGUCAUCAAGGUAAAGGGUGUCUACUUUGAAGAAUCUCAAAUAUUACUACAUGAUUCCGUAUGUGUUAUUUCAUAGUUUUGAUGUCUUCACUAUUAUUCUACAAUGUAGAAAAUAGUACAAAUAAAGACACACCCUUGAAUGAGUAGGUGUGUCCAAACUUUUGACUGGUACUGUAUAUCACAUAUUUAUUAACCCUCACCUCUCCUCUGGUCUCACCAGAUCUGUGUAUUCAUAAUAUAUUAAUAACCCUAUCCUCUCCUCUGUAUUCCAGAUAUCAGAGAUCUAUGUGAGUGGUGAGUCAGGGGACCUGACAGCUAAGGAGAAGCUGUUGUUAUGGAGCCAGCAGGCCACAGAGGGUUGGCCUGGCCUCCGCUGUACCAACUUCUCCUCUUCCUGGAGCGACGGACGCAUGUUCAACGCCCUGCUCCACCGAUUCAGGUACACACACACACACACACACACUGAGAUGCAGAUACACCCACACUUUCAGUUCUGACCCCCCCUGUCUCCCUCUCUGGUGGUCUUCAGGCCAGACCUGAUUGAUAUGGAGGUGGUGGCGCAGCAGAGUAACCUUGACAACCUGGAGCAGGCCUUUGAGAUUGGAGAGUCGCUAGGGGUGACCAGACUACUGGACGCUGAAGGUAACUGUCUGUCUGCCUGUCUGUCUGUCUUUGUGUUUCUGUCCGUCUGUGUUUCUGUCUGUCUAUGUUUCUGUCUAUCUGUCUGUGUACUUCUCGACUCCAGCCGUUUUACGGUGUUGACAGGUCUGGUAUCGUGAGACUAGUGUACUUCAUGAUACUGUCUGUGUGCCUCUGUGUUCUGUUGGUCUGCCUCUCUUUUUUUUGGUCUCCCUACCGUUUAUAUCAUGUUGACCUUUCCGCUCCCCCUUUCAUCUCCUCCUACCGCUUUCUCUCUUUUUCUCUCUCUCUAGAUGUGGAUGUUCCGUCUCCAGAUGAGAAGUCGGUCAUCACAUACGUCUCCUCCAUCUACGAUGCCUUCCCCAAGAUCCCUGAGGGAGGAGAGGGCAUCGCAGCACAUGUAUGUUCUACUCCUCUCACAUUAACAUUAGUAUGUACAGUGAGGGAAAAAAAGUAUUUGAUCCCCUGCUGAUUUUGUACGUUUGACCACUGACAAAGACAUGAUCAGUCUAUAAUUUUAAUUGUAGGUUUAUUUGAACCUGAGAGACAGAAUAACAACAAAAAUCCAGAAAAACGCAUGUCAAAAAUGUUAUAAAUUGAUUUGCAUUUUAAUGAGGGAAAUAAGUAUUUGACCCCUCUGCAAAACAUGACUUAGUACUUGGUGGCAAAACCCUUGUUGGCAAUCACAGAGGUCAGACGUUUCUUGUAGUUGGACACCAGGUUUGCACACAUCUCAGGAGGGAUUUUGUUCCACUCCUCUUUGCAGAUCUUCUCCAAGUCAUUAAGGUUUCGAGGCUGACGUUUGGCAACUCGAACCUUCAGCUCCCUCCACAGAUUUUCUAUGGGAUUAAGGUCUGGAGACUGGCUAGGCCACUCCAGGACCUUAAUGUGCUUCUUCUUGAGCCACUCCUUUGUUGCCUUGGCCGUGUGUUUUGGGUCAUUGUCAUGCUGGAAUACCCAUCCACGACCCAUUUUCAAUGCCCUGGCUGAGAGAAGGAGGUUCUCACCCAAGAUUUGACGGUACAUGGCCCCGUCCAUCGUCCCUUUGAUGCGGUAAAAUUGUCCUGUCCCCUUAGCAGAAAAACACCCCCAAAGCAUAAUGUUUCCACCUCCAUGUUUGACGGUGGGGAUGGUGUUCUUGGGGUCAUAGGCAGCAUUCCUCCUCCUCCAAACACGGCGAGUUGAGUUGAUGCCAAAGAGCUCAAUUUUGGUCUAAUCUGACCACAACACUUUCACCCAGUUCUCCUCUGAAUCAUUGGCAAACUUCAAACGGGCCUGUAUAUGCUUUCUUGAGCAGGGGGACCUUGCGGGCGCUGCAGGAUUUCAGUCCUUCACGGCGUAGUGUGUUACCAAUUGUUUUCUUGGUGACUAUGGUCCCAGCUGCCUUGAGAUCAUUGACAAGAUCCUGUCGUGUAGUUCUGGGCUGAUUCCUCACCUUUCUCAUGAUCAUUGCAACUCCACGAGGUGAGAUCUUGCAUGGAGCCCCAGGCCGAGGGAGAUUGAGUUAUUUUGUGUUUCUUUCAUUUGCGAAUAAUCGCACCAACUGCUGUCACCUUCUCACCAAGCUGCUUGGCGAUGGUCUUGUAGCCCAUUCCAGCCUUGUGUAGGUCUACAAUCUUGUCCCUGACAUCCUUGGAGAGCCAUUUGGUCUUGGCCAUGGUGGAGAGUUUGGAGUCUGAUUGAUUGAUUGCUUCUGUGGACAGGUGUCUUUUAUACAGGUAACAAGCUGAGAUUAGGAGCACUCCCUUUAAGAGUGUGCUCCUAAUCUCAGCUCAUUACCUGUAUAAAAGACACCUGGGAGCCAGAAAUCUUUCUGAUUGAGAGGGGGUCAAAUACUUAUUUCCCUCAUUAAAAUGCAAAUCAAUUAAUAACAUUUUUGACAUGCGUUUUUCUGGAUUUUUGUUGUUGUUAUUCUGUCUCUCACUGUUCAAAUAAACAUACCAUUAAAAUUAUAGACUGAUCAUGUCUCUCAGUGGGCAAACGUACAAAAUCAGCAGGGGAUCAAAUACUUUUUUCCCUCACUGUAUUAAUGUACAGUUGGUCAGUCUGUGUGAACUAAUGUAUUCGGAAUACACUAUUUGAAUAUAUUAUGACAUAUGAACUCUUAUUGGCAUGACUGCUCAAGGGACAUUAUGUUGCCAAAGCUGUGGAGCCAAUAAUGAACUCCAUUGAUCGCAGUCAGCCGUUGAAGGAUAUUGAUAGCUGACUGUCAAGGAACCAGUCCUAUACUCCCUCUCUGUCUGUCUGUCUCUCUCGCUCUCUCUCUAUAUCUCCCCCCCCCCCUCCCCUCGCUCUCCCUUUCCCCCUUCCUCCUUCCCUCUUUCGCUCGCUCUCUCUCUAUCAGGAGGUGGACCACCGUUGGGCGGAGUACCAGUCUCGUUUCUCCACACUGCUCCAGUGGAGCCGACAGCACACGGCCCUCAUGGCCAACAAGAACUUCCCACUGAACCCUGUGGAGCUCAAGGUGAAGAGGGAGGGAUGGAAAUGGUGAUGGAGAGAAUAAAAUAGGGAGAAUGAAAGAAGAGAAUGGAGGAGAAGGAAGGAUAGGUAGAAAGAGAGGGAGGCAAUGGAUAUAAGGGGGUGAGGGAGAGCGGGACAGGAUGUGGGUAAUCUCAGAAUAGGAGUGCUGAUCCAGGAUCAGUUCCGCACUUUAGCUCAGCACUACUACUCUGAGACGCUUUAUGAAUACGGGCCCGGAUAACUAGGAAUGCUUUUCUGCUUGAUGUAAAAUGACUGUCUAUUAUUGACAUCGAACCUUUUGUCAAUACCCGAUCACUGUCCCACAGGCACUUUACAAUGAGUACGUCCAUUUCAAAGAGACAGAGAUCCCUGCCAAGGAGAUGGAGAAGAGUCGCAUAGAACACCUCUACAAACUGCUGGAGGUAAGAGAUGGAGGGAGGAGGAAAGAGAGACUUUUGAUUUCUAAAACAUAUUGAGACGUCUCGAUGACGACAAGCAUUAUAAAAUGUCAGCAGAAACUGCAAACCUAUGUUGAUGGUACAGACCGAUUUACCAUCAGAAAGACUGAACGACAUACCCAGGCAGAUACUAAAGUAUCAUUACCCUGAGAACACAGCCUCAUUUCAACAUCAAAUCAUAUUAUGGCAUAUUAGGCUGGCAUGAGUCUUGUAGACAACUGAAACUCAUAAACUCAAUGACCAACGAGGGCGAUGGAGAGAGCUAGAUUAAAGGAUAUGAAGAGGUGACCUGGUUUCUGCCACCACGAGCGGGCCACACUGUGCAUCAUGAGUCCCUCAGGGGUACUCUCUGUGUGUGUGUGUGUGUGUGUGUGUGUGUGUGUGAGAGAGUGAUCGAACACUCUGUUCUCUGCACCAGGCCAUUUCAACCCCAUGCCACUGCCUUGAGACAACAAACUAUAAUUCCUCCAUUUCCCCUCGGUUCUACUUUCCCAUGACUCACAACCCCAAGCAUCCCAAACGUUUAUACUUCAAGACCUCGGAGAGAUUUGGGUCCUUUGCACUCGAAAUCAUGUACUUUGCCAACGAAAUUGAUAAUUUAUAAUGUACUGCAUAUUUAAUUAUUUUUAUAUUGUAUGUAAAAGUAAAGAAUAUAUGUAGGCAUGCAGUGCAUUCGGAAAGUAUUCAGACCCCUUCACUUUUUCCACAUUGUUACGUUACAGCCUUAUUCUAAAAUGGAUUAAAUAAAACGUUUUACUCAUCAAUCUACACACAAUACCCAAUAAUGACAAAGGAAAAAUUUAAAAAAGUGUAUUUACAUAAGUAUUCAGACCCUUUGCUAUGAGACUCGAAACUGAGCUCAGGUGCAUCCUGUUUCCAUUGAUCAUCCUUGAUGUAUCUAUAACUUGAUUGGAGUCCACCUGUGGUAAAUUCAAUUGAUUGGAUGUGAUUUGGAAAGGCACACACCUGUCUAUAUAAGGUCCCACAGUUGACAGUGCAUGUCAGAGCAAAAACCAAGCCAUGAGGUCGAAGGAAUUGUCCGUGGAGCUCCGAGACAGGAUUGUGUCGAGGCACAGAUCUGGGGAAGGGUACCAAAAAAUGUCAGCAGCAUUGAAGGUCCCCAAGAACACAGUGGCCUCCAUCAUUCUUAAAUGGAAGAAGUUUGCCUCAUUCUAGAGCUGGCCGCCCCGCCAAACGGAGCAAUCGGGGGAGAAGGGCCUUGGUCAGGGAGGUGACCAUGAACCCAGAAGGGUAACCAUCUCUGCAGCACUACACCAAUCAGGCCUUUAUGGUGGAAUGGCCAGACGGAAGCCACUCCUCAGUAAAAGGCACAUGACAGCCUGCUUGGAGUUUGCCAAAAGACACCUGAAUGCCAAGCGUCACGUCUGGAGGAAACCAGGCACCGCUCAUCACCUGGCCAAUACCAUCCCUACAGUGAAGCAUGGUGGUGGCAGCGUCAUGCUGUGGGGAUGUUUUUCAGCGACAGGGACUGGGAGACUAGUCAGGAUCGAGGGAAAGAUGAACGGAGCAAAGUACAGAGAGACCCUUGAUGAAAACCUGCUCCAGAGCACUCAGGACCUCAGACUGGGGCAAAGGUUCACCUUCCAACAGGACAACGACCCUAAGCACACAGCCAAGACAAGUCUCUGAAUGUCCUUGAGUGGACCAGCCAGAGCCCAGACUUUAACCUGAUCUAACAUCUCUGGAGAGACCUGAAAAUAGCUGUGCAGCAACGCUCCCCAUACAACCUGACAGAGCUUGAGAGGAUCUGCAGAGAAGAAUGGGAGAAACUCCCCAAAUACAGGUGUGCCAAGCUUGUAGCGUCAUACCCAAGAAGACUCAAGGCUGUAAUCGCUGCCAAAUGUGCUUCAACAAAGUACUGAGUAAAGUGUCUGAAUACUUGUGAUGUUUCAGUUUUUUAUUAUUAUUAAUACAUUUGCAAACAUUUCUAAAAACCUGGUUUUGCUUUGUCAUUAUGGGGUAUUGUGUGUAGCUUGAUGAGGAAAACCCCCAAUUUAAUCGAUUUUAGAAUAAGGCUGUAACGUAACAAAAUGUGGAAAAAGUGAAGGGGUCUGAGUACUUUCUGAAUACACUGUAUGUAUUAUAGAGGUUACAGUUAUAUGUGUGUGUUUGUGUUCCCCAGGUAUGGAUGGAGUUUGGGCGCAUCAAGCUGCCCCAGGGCCUGCACCCCAAUGACCUGGAGGAGGAGUGGGGCAAACUGAUCCUGGAAAUGCUGGAGAGAGAGAAGGCCCUGCGGCCCGCUGUAGAGAGGUCAGCACACAGAGACCAUAACCCUGACCUUAACCCUUACUACUGCUGCUAGUGUUUGAGUUUGUUUACAUCAGGAGCUAUAGAGAGAGAAGGCCCUGCAGCUCGCUGUGGGGAGGUCAGCAGCACAGACAUACUUAACCCUAUAACUAACCAUAACCUUAAAGCUGGAAUCCUUAAUGGUGAAACAGCCAAGUCCGUCUGCAGUUUUAGAACAAAAAAGAAGUUAAUGCAAACAACAAACACUGUUUCUUCCCCUCUGACAUCAUUGCACAUGCGAUAAAAGAGCAUAAUAUGUUGAGCUUUUUUUUCCACCAUGCUGCACAACGGUCCUCAGCUCGGGAACAAAAACAAUAAAAACGGUGGUUGGGCGGCCAGUGGCGCCGUUCCCCCCUACUGCAGAAUUCGUCUUUAACCCAAAUACUUAUUUUUGAGCUAGAGUUUGUUUAUACCAGUAGUUAUGGAAAGGGAAGGCCCUGCGGUUCGCUGUAGAGCACUCUAACCUAACCCUGACACUGUAUUACAGACUUCACUUAGGGCAACAUCUUCAUGGUGCAUGAGCACAGAUCUCUGCACAAAACACAGUACAUCUCAUAAUAAUCAGGUGUUUUCACACUGAUUUUAAUUUGCACAUAUCUGUACUCUGUUGUAUUGUGAAUUGUUGUCCUGAUCUUGAUACUUUAGUACUUUAGUCUUAAAAUUCAAUAGGCCUAGAACUUGUUUACCUGGAAGAUGUUUUUAGGUUGUUUUUCAACUAUUUGUUACGGUUGUACAGUAAACACAUUCCAUAGACACUGGCUGCAUAUGAAAUGGCACCCUAUUCCCUAUAUAGUGCACUACUUUUAACCAGGGCCUGGUCAAAAGUAGUGCACUGUAUAGUAAAUAGGGUGCCAUUUCGGACGCACAAAAUGAAUGUUUUGAGCUUGUUGACACUCUGUGACACUGUGCUGAUACUGUGCGUCUCCCUCCAGACUGGAGUUAUUGCUGCAGAUGGCCAAUAAGAUCCAGAACAUGGCCCUGGACUGUGAGGAGAAACUCACCCUGGCCAAGAACACACUACAGGCCGUGAGUGAUGCUAUCCCUGUCUCUCUUUCUCUCUCUCUCGUCUUCAAUGAGGACUUGCUUAUCUGAGUUUUUUUCAAUUUCCAUUAUAUCGGAGCUAUGUGCCUUUUUCACUGUACUUCACCAUCUCUCCCUUUUCCCUCCUCUUUGUCUUCUUUUCACACCAUGUCUUCUCACUCCUCAUCAGGACAUGUCCCAGGUGGAGAGUGGCGAGGCGGUGCGUUGUGAGAGGGAGCUGGGGGUGUACCUGCAGGACUGUGAGGCUCUGAUCAGACAGCUCAACCUGGACCUCCACAUCCUCCGAGACGAGAAGUACUACCAGGUGGAGCAGCUCGCCUUCAGGUCAGUGGAGGGAGAGGGGGUGGUUAUACUUAGGCUUGGUUAUACUGUGUGCGUCCAGUAUGGUCCUCUGCAGCUCAGUUGGUAGAGCACAGUGCUUGCAACUCCAGGAUAGUGGCUUUGAUUCCCGCUGGGGCGACCCAUAUGUCAAAUGUAUGCAUGCAUAGACUGUAAGUCACUUUGGAUAAAAGCGUCUGCUAAAUGGUAUAUACAGUUGAAGUCGGAAGUUUACAUACACUUAGGUUAGAGUCAUUAAAACUGUUUUUUCAACCACUCCACUAAUUUCUUGUUAACAAACUAUAGUUUUGGUAAGUCAGUUAGGACAUCUACUUUGUGCAUGACACAAGUAAUUUUUCCAACAAUUCUUUACAGACAGAUUAUUUCACUUAUAAUUCACUGUAUCACAAUUCCAGUGGGUCAGAAGUUUACAUACACUAAGUUGACGGUGCCUUUAAACAGCUUGGAAAAUUCCAGAAAAUGAUGUCAUGGCUUUAGAAGCUUCUGAUAGGCUAAUUGACAUCAUUUGAGUCAAUUGGAGGUGUACCUGUUGAUGCAUUUCAAGGCCUACCUUCAAACUCAGUGCCUCUUAGCUGGACAUCAUGGAAAAAUCAAAAGAAGUCAGCCAAGACCUCCACAAGUCUGGUUCAUCCUUGGGAGUAUUUUUCAAACGCCUGAAGGUACCAAGUUCAUCUGUACAAACAAUAGUACGUAAGUAUAAACAACAUGGGACCACGCAGCCGUCAUACUGCUCAGGAAGGAGACGCGUUCUGUCUCCUAGAGAUGAAUGUACUUUGGUGCGAAAAGUGCAAAUCAAUCCCAGAACAACAGCAAAGGACCUUGUGAAGAUGCUGGAGGAAACCACCGUAAAACGUGUCCUAUAUCGACAUAACCUGAAAGGCCGCUCAGCAAGGAAGAAGCCACUGCUCCAAAACCACCAUAAAAAAUGUCAUACUACGGUUUGCAACUGCACAUGGGGACAAAGAUCGUACUUUUUGGAGAAAUGUCCUCUGGUCUGAUGAAACAAAAAUAGAACUGUUUGGCCAUAAUGACCAUCGUUAUGUUUGGAGGAAAAAGGGGGGUCUUGCAAGCCGAAGAACACCAUCCCAACCGUGAAGCACGGGGGUGGCAGCAUCAUGCUGUGGGGUUGCUUUGCUGCAGGAGGGACUGGUGCACUUUACAAAAUAGAUUGCAUCAUGAGGAAGGAAAAUGAUGUGGAUAUAUUGAAGCAACAUCUCAAGACAUCAGUCAGGAAGUUAACGCUUGGUCGCAAAUGGGUCUUCCAAAUGGACAAUGGCCCAAGCAUACUUCCAAAGUUGUGGCAAAAUGGCUUAAGGACAACAAAGUCCAAGGUAUUGGAGUGGCCAUCACAAACUGAAAAAGCAUGUGUGAGCAAGGAGGCCUACAAACCUGACUCAGUUACACCAGCUCUGUCAGGAGGAAUGGGCCAAAAUUCACCCAACUUAUUGUGGGAAGCUUGUGGAAGGCUAUCCGAAACAUUUGACCCAAGUUAAACAAUUUAAAGGCAAUGCUACCAAAUACUAAUUGAGAGUAUGUAAACUUCUGACCCACUGGGAAUGUGAUGAAAGAAAUAAAAUCUGUGAUGAUAGGGAUUGUAAUAUUAAAUAACAUUUAUAGUAAGUAUAGUAUUUUAUAAAAGGAUAAAACGACAUAACAAGCAGAAUAAUACAUCUUUAAAUACAAAUAAUUAGAACAUGGCUUUUUUGGCGGGAGGUUGUUGUUUUGGCGGAUGGUUGUUGUGGUUGGUCCUGUGUUCUCUCUGGCGUCCUUUCCCCCUUGCGGCAGAUGUGGAUGCGGGUGCGUUUGCACGCUCGGCCCAUUUCUUCCGCAGUCAACCAUGUGGUGUGCAUUUUUGUGUUUGAAAAGGUGCGGCGUUAAGUGAGUGAGAGGGGAAAUGGUUGCAUAUCCCAGAGCCGACCGGGGGUCUAUAAGCAGGGGUAGUGAGAGAGAGCUUUCAAUUUUGUGUAGAUGAGGGAUAUACAUUUUUAAAUAUAGUAUACAUCUAAUCUAAUUUUUCAUUGUCCUAUCAUGAUGGAAAGAUCCCUAACCCUAUAACCUAGACACCCACCUGAGCGACCCAUACACCAAAGAGAAGUUCCCAUCUCUUUUAUGGACCUGCUGUGAGUAUGCAGCCUAAACAGAGAAAUAAAUGCGGUCAGAGACCUACUUGAGCAGCACCGCCCCCUCAAGAUUCUGAGCCUGCCUGGCAGGGUUGGUCCUACAAAGCCAGAGCCCCCUGAUGGGAGAGCAUAAUAUACAAGGAAAUUCUCAAAGCUGCUAAUGAGAACCUUGACGACCUUUUACCUAGCCGGUGGGGAUUCCGGUGGGGUACGCCCACCCAGGUAGUGGCAGUGCUGGCAACACUGGCUGCAGUAACCCAUGGGGAGGGGGUCACACUCGGACAAUCAGAGAGGGGGUUUAUCAUUGUGGCCCAGGUGGCACAAAAUAAUCAAAGGUCUGACCGCACGGAGAUGCUUGGGAAAAUGGUUACAACAGGGGAUCAGAGUGUUUGUGUCUCAGGUGAAGAGGGUGGAUCUGAUAUCCAUCACCUAGGACUUGACAUAGAUUAAGUAGAUUAAUCAAAUCUCACAUUGUUAUCAAUUUCUGCUCAAUCUGCAUGCUUUCUCAAUCAGCUUUAACUGUAUGUGCACUCGUAAAUCAAGUUAUUUCUCGAGUUGGGCUCUGGGAUAUAACAGCCGUUGAGUAUCUGAUUUUUUGGUGGAUUGUGGAGGAGGGGGGUUGAGUGUGUUGGAGUAUGUGAGUAUGUGCGUGUGUGCUUGUCUGGCAUCUGUUGUGGGGGGUGGGAUGUUGGGGGGGAGGGGGGUAUGGGAUGGACCACGGGAAUUAUUUGCUAGGAUAAUAAUUGCUUGUCAAUUAAUUAAAUGUAAUACAAUGGCAAUCCGGGUUAUAUGUUAGAAUCCUACGCGUGAACUGCCGACAUUAUUACGCAUAUUAAUUGCAAUUCAAGACAAUAUUAUUAUGGUGGGGGAUUAUAAUACUGUUUUAAAUAGCUCAAUGGACCGUAAAGGAAAUCACACCACAAACAAUCACCCACAUGCUGUUAAGGAAAUUGUGAAUGUCAUGGAUACAUUAGAACUAGUAGAUAUAUGGAGGCUUAAAUAUACUGAUCUAGUGAGAUAUACAUGGCGGAGACUGAAUCAAGCUAGUCGUCUUGACUUCUUUCUUAUCUCAUUCUCGUUGGCACCAAAAGUAAAAAAAAGUGUUGAUAGGGGACAGAAUGCGGUCGGACCAUCAUAUAAUAGGCAUAUACAUUACUCUUACUGAAUUCCCACGUGGGCGAGGAUAUUGGAAAUUUAAUCAAAGCCUAUUGGAUGAUAAUUUAUUUAUAAUUAGAACAAAGGAAUUUAUAACUGACUUUUUCCAACAUAACAUAGGUACAGCGAAUCCCCUUAUUGUAUGGGACACCUUUAAAUGUGCCUUUAGAGGCCAUGCAAUUCAGGACUCAUCUCGAAAACAAAAGCAAUUUAGGUCAAAAGAGUUUAUACUAAGAAAGGAAAUAGAAAGUCUAACAGAACAGAUAGAUGGCAAUAAAAACUGUAACAUAGAGGCUCAGAAUAAAUUAGAGGGAAAACAAAAAGAAACUUAUUCAAGAAAGAUCAAGUGUAAUAUAUUAUAGAAAUAAAGCAAACUGGAUGGAAUAUGGGGAAAAAUGCACAAAAUUCUUUUUUAAUCUUCAACAUAGGAAUGCUACCAAAAAUAACUUAAUGAAACUGGUUACAAUUGACGGAGUCACCCAUAAUUCACCAAAUGAUAUUUUGAAGGAAGAAACAAAGUACUUUAAGCAUAUGUUUUCUUUUCAGUCGCCUCCAUCUCCUCUAACUGAAGCUAAUUGUAGAGAUGUUUUUUCUAUUGAUAAUGUCAAAUUAACAGCCACACAGAGACUCAUGUGAAGGUGAAAUUACAGAGGAGGAACUUCUGGAUGCAAUUAAAUACUUUAAGUCUGGGAAAACUCCAGGGUUGGAUGGCAUACCAGUCGAGGUAUACCAAACCUUUUUUGAUAUACUAAGAGGACCGUUAUUAGCAUGUUUUAACCACUCCUAUGUAAAUGGUAGAUUAUCUGACACUCAAGAAGAAGAUCUCAUUAUUACUGAAACAGGAUACAAGUGGAAAAUAUAAAGAUCCAGUCCAUUUACAAAAUUGGAGGCCCCUUACACUUCAGUGUUGUGAUGCAAAAAUCCUAGCAAAAUGUAUAGCGCAUAGAAUUAAAAAGGUAUUGUCGGAUAUUAUUCAUUCUAAUCAGACAGGUUUUUUACAUGGAAGAUACAUUGGAGAUAAUAUAAGGCAAGUAUUGGAAACAAUAGAACACUAUGGAAAAUAUGGGAAACCAGGCCUGCUAUUCAUAGCAGACUUCGAAAAGGCAUUUGAUAAAGUUCGACUGGGGUUUAUAUAUAAAUGCAUGGAGCAUUUCAAUUUUGGAGAAUCUCUUAUAAAAUGGGUCAAAAUCAUGUAUCGUAACCCUAGGUGUAAAAUAGUAAAUAAUGGCUAUUUCUCAGAAAGUUUUAAACUGUCAAGAGGAGUGAAACAAGGUUGUCCACUAUCGGCAUAUCUAUUUAUUGUGGCCGUUGAGAUGUUAGCUAUUAAAAUCAGAUCCAAUAAUAAUAUCAGAGGAUUUAGAAAUACAGGGCUUAAAAACAAAGGUGUCAUUGUACGCUGAUGAUUCAUGUUUUCUUUUAAAUCCACAACUAGAAUCCCUCCACAGCCUCAUAGAGGAUCUAGAUACAUUUUCUAACUCUCUGGAUUAUAACCAAAUUAUGACAAAUGUACUAUAUUACGUAUUGGAUCACUAAAAAAUACAAUUUUUACAUUACCAUGUAGUUUACCAAUAAAAUGGUCUGAUGGUGAUGUGGAUAUACUCGGAAUACAUAUCCCAAAGGAAAUAAAUGAUCUCACUUCAAUAAAUUUUAAUAGAAAGUUAGCAAAAAUAGAUAAGAUCUUACUACCAUGGAAAGGAAAAUACCUGUCAAUUUGUGGAAAAAUCACCCUGAUUAACUCUUUAGUAUUAUCCCAGUUUACCUAUUUGCUUAUGGUCUUGCCUACGCCUAGCGAACAGUUUUUUAAAUUAUAUGAGAAAAAAAUCAUCUCCCAAAUAUCACUAUUUCUAAAACAAGCCAUAGAAAGUUGGUUGCAAUUUCAAUUUAAUCCUCCAGAAACGACAGAACAAAUAAUGCAACAAAUAUUGUGGUUAAAUUCAAAUAUACUAAUUGACAAAAAACCUUAAUUUUUUGACAGAAUGUUUAAAAAAGGUAUACUCUUCGUAAAUGAUAUAAUCGGUAGGACUGGUGGAGUUAUGUCGCACAUGCAGCUAACAAAAACAUAUGGAAAUGUCUGCUCUACCCAAAAUUACAACCAAAUAAUUGCAGCCUUACCGCAAAAGUGGAAGAGGAAAGUGGAAGGGGGAGAAAGUAAGGAACUUGUCUGUCGGCCUUGCAUUAAAGAACAUAAUUGGUUAAGGAAAACUGUGAUAAAUAAAAAAAGUAUAUCAGUUUCACUUAAGGACCAAAGGAUUGACAGCCGUCCCAUAUAGAUUGCAAAAUAGUUGGGAAGAGAUCUUUGACGUACCGAUCCCAUGGCAUAGUGUUUAUGAACUGACACGCAAAACGACACCGGAUUCAAAAAUGUGUAUCUUUCAAUUUAAAUUAUUAUAUAAAAUUCUUGCUACCAAUAGAAUGUUAUUUAUAUGGGGGAUACAAUCUUCCCAGCUCUGCAGAUUUUGCUGUGAAGAGACAGAAUCAUUAGAUCAUUUGUUUUGGUUCUGUCCAUUUGUAGCUUGUUUUUGGACACAGGUCCAGGAAUGGCUAAAGAAUUGCAAUAUUUACCUGGAGCUAACCUUGCAGAUAGCAUUAUUGGGUGAUCUGAAAAGUCAUAGUCAAUCGAUCAAUAAUAUAAUAAUACUUUUAGCAAAAAAAAUUAUUUUUUAUUCACAAUCUGUAGAAGCAAUGAGAAUAGAAAGGUUCAGAACUUUUGUAAAACAUCACAGUACGGUUGAAAUAUAUAUGGCAAAUAGAAAUCCUAUAUGGAUGGUGUUAAGAGAUAGAUGGGAGGUAUUGAAUAGAGUUGAAGGAUGGGACUAAUAACAAAUAACAACAAAUAAUAACAAAGAUAGCUAAUAAUGUAAGCGUACUGUGUCCAUAAUAAGUAUAUAGGUUGUAUGUUGGGAUCUUUUGGGAAAGAGCACAGUUAGAAAGAUAUGGCAUAUAGAAGCAAACCGGAUGGACAUCAUGAAAAUGAUCGGAGAGGUUGAGAGUAGAAGAAGUUCAGGAGCAAAAUAUAUAUAUAUAUAUAUAUAAUAUAAUUAUUGUAAAAUUAACUGUGUCCAUAAGGUGUAGAUAGUAAGUAUAGACCGGAAGUAGAGGCCUGGGCAUUGUUGUUCACUAAUUUACUCCAAGUAGGGAAAGGAUGGCGGGGUUGAAAAGUAAUAAAGGGGAGUAUAUAUAUAAAAAACAUGGGGGAUUGGAAGUGAUGCAGACAAUUACAUUGAUAGAAGAUACAAUCUAUCUGCAAUAUUAAGCUGAUCCAUCCCCCCAAAGGAAAAAAAAAUAAAAAAGGAAAAAAUAAAUAAAAUAAAAUAAAAGCUGAAAAAAUUAUUUCUCUCUACUAUUAUUCUGACAUUUCACAUUCUUAAAAUAAAGUGGUGAUCCUAACUGACCUAAGACAGGGAAUGUUUAUUAGGAUUAAAUGUCAGGAAUUGUGAAAAACUGAGUUUAAAUGUAUUUGGCUAAGGUGAAUGUAAACUUCUGACUUCAACUGUAUAUAUAUUUAUAUUUAUUUUUUAUUAUAUUAUUAGGCUUGGUUAAACUGUAUGAACCACAAGCAUCAGUGUUGUAAAUGUGACACCACAACAGUUCUGUGUUUUGAAUAAAGAGAUGUUCUGUGGAGCAACAGUGGAGGCCCACUGUUGGGUCAUGACUAAUUCACUUAUGGUUAUCUUCUGAAGGGUAGGUUGACUGUUUUUGUGUAUUCGGUGUGUCACAAGAAAAAGGUGUCUCUUUUUUAAUAUUUUGGGGGAUUUUAACACAUUUGUUUCUCUCCAGAGUGUCCUGUCUAAAUGAGGAGCUGGUCUCUCUACGGCUCCAGUGCUCCAGCAUCUACAGGAAGGGCCACUUCUCCCCAGUGAUGGGGGGAGACCGGACGGCCCCGCGGGGGAGCGACAGUGGUUUCUCCCUGUCCACGGGGGCCCAGACCCUGCUGGGGGCAGUGGGGGUGAUGGGGUCAGCCCUGCUCAGGAGACCCAUGUCCCGCUCUCAGCUGGUGGCAAUGUCAUCCUCGGAGGACGAGGGGAGUCUCCGGUUCAUCUAUGAGCUCCUGGGAUGGGUGGAGGAGACACAGGUAAGAAAGAAGGGGUGUAGGUAGAUGGAGGGGAGGGGGAUGGAGAGAUGGAGGGAGGGGGAUUGAUAGUUGGAGGGAGGGAGCUGGGGAGGGAGGGAGGGAUGGAUGGACGGGAAAAGGGAUCCAUGAGUAGAACUGAUUGUGUAUGUGUGUUAGGACAUUCUGGAGCGUGCAGAGUGGGGGGCAGACCUGCCCUCUGUAGAGCAGAACCUCCAGGACCACCACAACAUCCACACUGCCGCGGAGGAUCUACUGCACAGCCUGAAGGAGGCACGGAACUACCAGGUACGUGCGCACGUGAAAACACGCACGCACACUAAUACAUUCUAAAACACACAUUCUUAGACACUUCAACAUCCACUGUACAUGCUAAUACAUAUACUGUAAGUAGACAUUAACAUACACUGAAAAGACCUGUGCAUAUAACAUGACACUCACAAACCUAGUAGAAAGACACCGAUAAUGCUUUAUUAAGGCUUUCUCAUCUCUUCCUCCUCAGACGAAAGUGUCUCGUAACUUCAGGAGCAGUUAUUCUGACACUCUGGCCAAGCUCGAGCACCAAUACUGCAAACUGCUGGUGAGUGGGAGGACUUUUUUCGUCUGUGAAUGUGUCUGAAUGUGUUUAUGUAGGGUGUGUGUGUGUGUGUGUGCACCCCAUUGUUUCCCAGUGUGCCCACAUUCUCAGUUAAUCCCAUCAGGGUGUGACUGAGCUAGCUAAAUGCUCAGAGAAGCUAGCGAGCGUUAAGCAAGACAGAGUGCAGCCUUCAGAAGCACCAGCUUCUACCAUAUAGCCCCUUGAUCAGCCCUGAAGAAAUAAAUGGAUUCUCCACAGCAGGGAGUUCACGUGUGUGUGUGUGUGUGUGAGAGAGAGAGAGAAUGUGUUUGCCUCUGAAAUAACCUAAAACUCCUCGUAAAUGUGUAUAGAGUUAAUACCUAGUAACAUUACUUCAUCCCAUCCUGUCUUCACAGGAAAACUCAUCAUGGCGUCUGCGCUGCCUGGAGAGCCUGCAUGCGUUUGUGUGUCGCUGUACAGAGGAACUGAUCUGGCUCAACGAGAGAGAAGAGGAGGAACUGGCCUACGACUGGAGCCACAACAAUACCAACGUCAACGCCAAGAAAGAACUAUACGCCGUGAGUGGACAGGGAUAGAUACACCACAUACACACACACACACACACACACACACACACACACACACACACAGAAUACACAUUUUGUAGACCGUUUUACACAGAUAUUCCCCUGUGUGCGCUUCUGAAUGCUCUGUCAUCCUCUCUCAGGAAAUGAGGUCAGAGCUGGAGGAGAAACAGGAAGUGAUGCAUUCUCUGCAGGAAACAGCUGACCGUCUCUGUCAGGAGAACCACCCGGCCAAACAGACAGUGGAGGUGAGGUUGCCUAGCAACAAAGCCGUUCAAGGGCCUUUCAAAAUAUUGGCUUUCCAUCUACGGUACUUGUCAGUACAAACAGUGCUGCAAUCGAUGUUCCCCUGAAAAUAAGAUUGUCAGUAUAUUUUGUAGUUAAUGUUUGGGCUGUAGAGCUUAUGUGAUUCAAAUAAGGAGCUUGAGAAAUGCAUAUUCAGGAAGCAACACAUGGACUACCCUAACAUUCACCCCCCCCCCCCCCCCCCCCCCUGCCCUUCCAUUUCCCCAGGCGUACAGUGCAGCGCUGCAGACCCAGUGGCAGUGGGUGCGUCAGCUGUGUGUGUGUGUGGAGCAGCACCUCAAAGACAAUACUGCCUACUUCCAGGUAGGAGAUUUGAGCAAAGCUUAGCCCAAGUCCCUUUAACACAUUAUAUCUUAUACUAUUACAGUAUACCUGUAAUACCCAUCUGGUCCGUUACACAAUGUCAAUUGUUUGUUGCUUUUCACGUAGACACCGUCAUAAAAGAUCAAGAUGAAAUGAAAUGUACUUUAAUUGCCUACAUUUAGUUAGUCUAUUUACUAACUAUCUAUGUUUUGACUUGCCCUUAAUUGGGAGUGUAAAGCUAUUUAAUCAUCUAAAACCUUGCAUGAAAGGUUCAAUAAAAAGAGCUGGAAUACUAGAUAAAGUAUUGGAUAUCUCAUAGGGUCGUGCAGCUGUGGAUGGAUUAUAUAUAAGCCCCUAUGCUAAUCUCUGUGUUUUACAUUGUUAUUGCCUCCUGUCAGUUUGUGAGUGACGCACGGGACUGCGAGACGUACCUGCGUCAGCUACAGGACACCAUAAAGAGACAGUACACUUGUGACAAGAACAGCAGGCUGGGCAAGCUGGAGGACCUGCUACAAGACUCUAUGGUACAUUCACUUAUUAUUCACAAGACUCUAUGGUACAUUCACUUAUUAUUCACAAGAGUCUAUGUUACUUAUGGUGCUGUUGGAUCAAACGCACUCAAACUUGUUAAACCAAACCUGAUCAAAUGCACCUCAAUUCCUCCACAAAUUCGUCAAAACACCUACAUUCCUGCUAAUUCCUCUACUAUUGCAUGUGACCUAUUUAGCCAAACAGAGUUGGCUCUAAUCAUUUAGGGAUCUGCCAGUGAAAAGCUUAGGCACAUGAUUAUAGCUUAUCCACAUUUAAGACAAUAAGCUACCGGUAACUGCCAAAAUAAAGGAAAUACAAUAUAAAGUGUCUUAAUAGGGUGUUGGGCCACCACGAGCCAGAACAGCUUCAAUGCACCUUGGCAUAGAUUCUACAAGUGUCUGGAACUCUAUUGGAGGGAUGCGACACCAUUCUUCCUAGAAAACGCUGUUUCAGGCACCCCAGAAUCUUCCAUAAGUAUUCAAUUGGGUAGAGAUCUGGUAACUGAGACACACACACACACACACAGAGCAUAUGUUUUACUGUCCUUGUGGGGGCCUAAAAUUGAUUUCCAUUCAAAAUCCUAUUUUCCCUAACCUUAACCCCUAACCCUAAACAUAACCCCUAACCCUAAUUGUAAACCUAACCCCUAAGCCUAAAAUAGCCUUUGUCCUAAUGGGGACCGGUGAAAUGUCCUCAUGAGGAAGAAUUUUGUUGAGACUUUGGGGAUUUCCGGUAUCCACAAGGAUAGUAAUACAACCCCCUAUGCUCCUUUGAGACCCCCUUUCAAAGUCAUUGAGAACUCUUCUUCUAGCCAUGGUAGCCAAAAUAAUGGGCAACUGGGCAUUUUUAUCUAUGACCCUAAUCAUGAUGGGAUGUUUCAGUUUCAAUAACUCAGGAACCACACCUGUGUGGAAGCACCGGCUUUCGCUAAACUUUGUAUCCGUCAUUUACUCGUGUUUCCAUUAUUUUGGCAGUUAACUGUACAUCACAUUGACACUCCUGACUCAUUUAGUAACAGUAUCUACUGCUAGCUAACAACUACAGUGUUAGCUACAGCAGUAGCAUGAGGCUAAUGUCAUGUUAAUACUGUACCCGUUAGCUAGCUACCUCAUCUAGUCCCACAGCUGCUUUAGGCUGUCUCAGUCUAGCGAGCGCUAAUCUAUUCUAGUGUACCUUUGCUGAUUCACGGCCCCUGUGGCGCAUAGCCACUCUGCCACUGCCAUGCCCACCUGACACACAACAGAUGGCAAACUGGGAGCGGGCACGGCUCCACGGGCCUGAGCACUGUGAGCAGCGGGCAUAUCCUCUCUGGGCAUAGAGAUGAGAGGGUGACAUGUUUACACUGAUACAAAAUAUUUUGAAAGUAUGACUACGUGGUUUAUAUCGAGGAGGGAAUGGAUGGUCACUCAGGAUAUAUACAUGUAGAUGUGUUUUGCUGCGGUCAUGAGUGUUUUUGUUUGUUUGUUGUGUCUCUGUGUGCUAGCCUAAUUUCAAGAUACCAAAUUAUAAGCACAUCGCUGCGCUCAGUUUGAGCCAGCAUGCGUGUGUUUGGUGUGAAAGGGGGUAUUAAGCGCUGGGCGGUUGAUUAAAUUUCCAGUGCCAUAUGUGUUCUAGUGUGUGCGUGUUCUAACUGGGGGAAGAUUAAACAGGACUUUGACAGAUGCCUCAAUCGCUGUAUUCCAUAAAAACAACCACAAAAGCCCUUUAUUAGACAGACGCAAUGCCUUUAUGAUUGGCUAACUAAUGAAGAUACAGUACCUCUACCCAUUUUACUCACAAUUCAUACAUUCUUUCGAAUAAUACAAGGCUUAAGGCACUGGGAGAGCUAAGGGCCAGAGUGAGGGAAGCACUAAUAUGCUAAUAGCAUUACACUUCAGAGUUGAAUUUUCAAUGUUAAUUCGGCCUGUGUGAAAUUCAGCUCUGAAGUGUAAUGCUAUUAGCAUAUUAGUGCUUCUCUCACUCUGGGUCUUAGCUCUCCAAGUGCCUUAAGCCUUUAAACUUUAAUGAAGCUUUCUGUCAGGAAGUUAGUCCAUAUUAAUGUAUUUCUACAUGCCACCAUGAGGAGUUAAGCUAACACCUUUUUAAUGUUUAAUGGCUAGCUUAAAUGCUAGUGCUGAGUUAGUUAGCAAACAUUGUCACAGUGUCACCAAUUGGUGAUUGUAAGCUAAGCUAAUGGGCCCUAUUGCUAUGCUAUUGAGCUGAGGAGAAAUUCCUGCUGUACAUGAUACAUUGUGGUACUGUGGAGUUCAAUGUAAUCAAUAUGUAUGGAAAUGAAAGUAAAAUAAUAGGAAAUGGACUAAAGAUUGAAAGGGAUAUUUUAUCAUGUAAGACUAGACCUAUAGAUCUAACACAGUAUUACAAAAGCUUACCGCUUUACUGACUGACUGACGGAUUGAUUGGUUAAUUGACACCCUCACUGACCAAUGGCUGUACCCUACAGGAGGAGAAGGAGCAGCUGAUUGAGUACCGCAGCUCUGUGGCCAGCCUGGUGGGCCGGGCCAAGACGGUGGUGCAGCUCCUCCCCCGCAGCGCCGAGAGCACCCUGGGAAGCACCACACCCAUCCGUGCAAUCUGUGACUACCAGCAGAUAGAGGUUCGGCACCCCUCACCACACCCACACUAUCAUGACAAUACCAGUUUCCUGUUCAUUAGGCACCAAACUGAGAAAAACAGACUCACACAAGGAGAGACUGCGUGGACUUGUCUCUCCCCCCCCCCAAAAAAAAUACCAUUUUCAUUUUCUGUUGCAGAACAUUUUGAAAACGUUUUCUGUUAUGUGCCCUAGUGAAUACGACCCAGCUCACUUUACCCUACUUCACUGAACUGUAUUCUUCUGCCAAUUGUUCAGUCUCUACCCUGCACAACCCCUCUCAGCCCCACCUAUACCUUAGCAAUCCAAUAUGGUGCAUUUUCAAUCAGCUGUCAUCAUUGGCUGCUUUCGCCAUGCCAUUGUUGGUAUAUAGACCCAGUUCAUUUGUCAGCUAAAAAAACAUGUUUUCAAUAGUUGUUUCAAUAGCAUUUAUUAUUCAACUAUGAAUUUAAACUGUGACCCCCACAUAGGGUUUUACAUUUCCAGUGUUGAUUGUAAGAUUGCUGCAUUAGAGCUGUUGAAAUGUUGUUGUUGCAGCCUAGUAGGGCCACUACACGUCACUAGAUAUCAUUAUGCUUCUUGAGAACAGAUAAAAUGUCAGAUUUAGGCAGAAUGGGCUCAAUUAAACUUAGUAUUCGUAAUCAUGUUUUUGACUCAUCUUCUACUCAAUAUUUUUCAUAGGGAUAUUCAAAUGGCCUUUCUUAACGGGUCAACUUUAUUGCUUUUCCAUUAUAUCAUAAUGGAAAGGCAACACUCGUUAAUAAUCCCCUGAAAUAGCCCAUGGUAGCCACUCCAAAGUCUAGUAAUGAUUAAUGAGGAGAAGAGAAUUCCAUUUGGCCACUGACACCCCACUCACCUCACACUCACAUGUGAAGCCUCUCUAUUGCCCGGCCCAAAGUGCUGUGUGAUGCUAGCAGAGAAGCUAAAAGCUAUGAAUUAUGAAUUUCUCCCACCUGUGCAGACUCAGGCAAAAAUCUGAAAAUCUGCAUUUCCACUCCUGUAGUGUUGCAUAGGGACAGGAGGUGGCUCAGAGACAGCUAUUUUAGUUUUGCUGUGUGAGUCUCUCUGGGACUGAGACGGUUUGCCCAGUUAGGCGUGUGCAAGGUAUCAUGACAUUCUUGUCAGGUGGAGGUGCAGUGAUCACUGCAGGGGGGGGUGUCUCAAUAGUCUUGAGUGGCUUCCUCUACUCUCCUUUCCUUCAUCUGCACCUACUAGAAACAUACACACACUUUUAGAUUGCCACCAACUACGGGCCCCUUUAAAGAAAACGCACAACCCGGUCUAAAUGACACUAUCCCAAAAUAAUCUUUCUCUCCUAUGUCUUCUCCUUUCUCUCCAUCCUACCGUUUCCCAUUCCUGCCCUCUAUCUCUCCCUCACUCCUGCGUCUCUUCCUCUUUCUCCGUUCUUCUCGUGUGUCCGCUGGGCUGUCAAGGCUAACAUUCAGGUAUUACUGCCAAUGUUCUCCUCUCACCUCAGUGCUCAGCUCUAACACGGCACACCGAAUACCCCCUGGUUACUCUACGCUCUUAUCGACUGAUUUAGGAUCAGUUUUUCUUUAUCUCGGUUGUAUUUACGACCUAUAUGAGCUAAAGGUCCAGCUCAGUUGGUAAGGGUAUGAAGUAACCGCACGACUGAACACAGUAUCCCAGCUUAUUCAGUCAGUGAGACUAUUUUAGGCGCAGUCGUAAGCUUUUCUGUACAUUUACUUUGCAUUAUUUCUGUGUGUGUGCGGGGGAUGGGGUGAGAGGGGGGUGGGGCAGGGGGUGUUUUAGAUGCACAGACCUCGAUUUGCUGCGCUAUAUAUUAUUAUUAUUAUUAUUAUUAUUAUUUUAUUUGGAUUAUUUUUUACUUCGGGACCACACCGUACUAUGCCAAAUUGAAUCUCUUACUGCCCUAGCGCUCUGUAUUUGUUGGCCAGAUGUCAACAAAUAUUGUAAUGAGUGUGGGCACAUGUAGCCAUUUUCAGUCCAAGGGAUACUGUUAUAGUCCCAUGGUUCUUAAAUGGCUGCUCUAUUCAACAUGGCACCGUGGUUUAGUUUCUCUUUCAGUUGUUAGGGCUUUUGCUAACCACAUUAAACCCAUGAACAUCUGCAUUUGGUUUGUAUUAUUUGUUUGUUGCCGUAAAACUUAAUUUUUCCAUUUGUUUUCCCUCUCCCUCCCCUUCUCUCUAUAUCUAUACAUCUUCCUCUCCCAAUCUUUUCACCUCCUCAACUGUCCACAUCUCUCCAUAUCUUUCUUCAUCGAUCCCCCCAUCUCUUCUCUCCUAAUAUCUCUCCCAUCCUCUCCUCAUCUCUCCAUCUGUAUCUCAUCCUCUCCUCAUCUCUCCAUCUGUAUCUCAUCCUCUCCUCAUCUCUCCAUCUGUAUCUCAUCCUCUCCUCAUCUCUCCAUCUGUAUCAUCCCUCUUUUUCGUCUUCCUUCCCAUCUCUCUCCUCCAACUCUCUCCCCGCACUCUCUCACCCUCUCUCUCCACCUCCCUCCCUCCCUCACUCCCUCCUGUAGAUCACCAUCAGCCGAGGUGAGGAGUGUGUGUUGGAGGACAACUCUCAGAGGACUAAAUGGAAGGUGAUCAGCCCCAGUGGGAAUGAGGCCAUGGUGCCGUCGGUCUGCUUCACCGUACCACCGCCCAACCAGGAGGCAAUGGACACCGCCGGCAGGUACACACACACAUAGUACAUACACACACAUAAUAAUAAUAAUAAUAAUAAUAAUAAUAUGCCAUUUAGCAGGCGCUUUUAUCCAAAGCGACUUACAGUCAUGCGGGCAUACAUUUUUGUGUAUGGGUGGUCCCGGGGAUCGAACCCACUACCCUGGCGUUACAAGCGCCGGGCUCUACCAGCUGAGCUACAGAGGACCACGAACGUGUGCACACACACACACAUAGACACACACACAUUCACAUAUUCAUAUAAACAUAUGCACACACGAACAGAUCAACACACACACUCACACCUAACCCUGCUGUAUAUUGAAAGUGUUAUUCCAAUAUGUUCUAGAAUGGAGCAGCUGUACCAGAACGUGAUGUCUCUAUGGCACCAGCUACACGUCAACAUGAAGAGUGUGGUCUCCUGGCACUACCUGCAGAAAGACAUCAGGACCGUCUCCUCCUGGAGCCUAGACACGGUUUGAAAUACUGUUUUAGCUCAAUGUGUCAACGUCCAAGUCACAGUACAUCUCUAUGGUUGACAGAAAUAUCUUAUUGCUGUCGAUCUCUCAUGUCUGUCUUUAACCACAUUUAUCUCACAUAGCUGUUCAAUUUCUUAUAGUUUCUUCCAAGCAUAUGUUUCUCUCUCUCGCCCUCUCUCUUUCUCUCUCGCCCUCUCUCUUUCUCUCUCGCCCUCUCUCUUUAUCUCUCGCCCUCUCUCUUUAUCUCUCGCCCUCUCUCUUUAUCUCUCGCCCUCUCUCUUUCUCUCUCGCCCUCUCUCUCUCUCGCCCUCUCUCUCUCUCUCUCGCCCUCUCUCUUUAUCUCUCUUUAUCUCUCGCCCUCUCUCGCCCUCUCUCGCCCUCUCUCGCCCUCUCUCGCCCUCUCUCGCCCUCUCUCUUUCUCUCUCGCCCUCUCUCUUUAUCUCUCGCCCUCUCUCUUUCUCUCUCGCCCUCUCUCGAUUUUCUCAUUCUCUCUUUCUUUCUCUCUCUCAAGCUGAUAUCUCUUAUCUCACAUGACUUACUUUAUGGUGUAAUGUCCCUCUGUUGUCAUAAGUCUUCCUCUUUCCCCUUCAUCUGCUAAUAUGUUCAUAUCGACUUCUUACCUAUUACCUAUGAAUAACGUCUUAAUGCAUGUUAAUUAAUACACAUAUCAACAUCCAUGUUUUUGCACAAUGCACUUUAGGGACCACAGUGGAAAUAAGUAUCUAACUUUAUUGUGCUAUCCCUGUCAUGUUUAAAAAAUGGAUAUACUUUGUGUAUAUAUGCUUUUUUGACUGGCAAAUAAAAUCAAUCAAUCACUACUCUUAAAUUUAGCUGACGUACACCUCUCUCACCCUAACCCCUCAGGUGCGUUCCCAGCCCCCUGUGGAGAGGGACCAGGCACUGGACCACUUGGAGGCCCACCUGGCUGACUUCCUCUCUGACAGCAAAGAGAGCGCCGUCUUCAACCCCACCGAGAGACGCGAGCUGGAGAGAGACGCCCACACUGCGCAGGAGCACUGCCAGGACCUGCUGGUCAACAUGGAGACAGGUAGGUGGACAGAUACGGUGUCUCAGUCCCAAUUCUCCACCCUUUUCCCUGAAGUGUGCACUUGUUCACUACCGUGCUUGGAUUUAAAAGCAGAGGAUUGGUGUUGGAGGCCAUGCUUCCACAAAUCCUUUGGUUUUAAAUGCAUGAGGGGUAGUGCACAUUUCAGGGGAAAGGGUGGGGAAUUGGGAGGCAGUGGGGGGUUUGGUUUACUUUUCUCACAUAUUUACCUAUCUUUACUUGCUUGGUAGUAUUGAGAUUCAUCCAAAUUAUUGAUAGUUCACUAAAAAGACGUAUGUCUGUUUUGCAUGGGGACAGGUAGAUUGAAAGAGUGCAUCUCCUCAAUUACUCGAGUCUUGGCUUCAUCCACAUUUGGGGCAUGAGGGCAACAUUGGGGAUUCUAAUGAAAGGGUUUUGUGAUGGUGCGUUGACCCAAUUAAGUGGGAUGGAAAUUCAAUUAUCUCUCUUGUGUUAUCUCCCCCCUCCCGCUCCCCUCUCUCUGUUUACUCUACCCCUUUCUCCACCCCUUCCUCUCUUUUCUCUUUUCAUCUACUCUCCCACUCUUUCCACCUUCUCUGUCUCGCUCUCUCUCUCUGUCUCGCUCUCUCUCUCUGUCUCGCUCUCUCUCUCUGUCUCGCUCUCUCUCUCUGUCUCGCUCUCUCUCUCUCUCGCGCGCUCUCUCUCUCUGUCUCGCGCUCUCUCUCUGUCUCGCGCUCUCUCUCUGUCUCGCGCUCUCUCUCUGUCUCGCGCUCUCUCUCUGUCUCGCGCUCUCUCUCUCUGUCUCGCGCUCUCUCUCUGUCUCGCGCUCUCUCUCUGUCUCGCGCUCUCUCUCUGUCUCGCUCGCCCUCUCUGUCUCGCUCGCUCGCUCUCUCUGUCUCGCUCGCUCUCUCUCUGUCUCGCUCUCUCUCUCUGUCUCGCUCUCUCUCUCUGUCUCGCUCUCUCUCUCUCUGUCUCGCGCUCUCUCUCUCUGUCUCGCUCUCUCUCUCUCUCUGUCUCGCUCUCUCUCUCUCUGUCUCGCUCUCUCUCUCUCUGUCUCUCUCUCUCUGUCUCGCUCUCUCUCUCUGUCUUGCUCUCUCUCUGUCUCUCUCUCUGUCUCUCUCUCAUCUAGUGGAGAAGGAUGAGUCUGUCUCUCGGUCCUACCUGUCAGAGCUCCAGAACAUUCAACUGCGUCUGGAGGAGGCGGAGCAAAAGCUGAUGCGUGGCAUUCAGACUCUGCCCCCUGGUAACCUAUCGGGCAACCGCGUCGACAACACUGUUCAAAUUGCAGAGCAUGAGGUCAGUAUUGUGCCACAACCCCAUCUGCUGGUCACCAGAGUCCUAGCAGUCUUAUUCAUCUACCAACGAAAAGGGGACCAGCACCAACUUUAUUCAGUUGCUUUCAUUUCCUUUCAUGUUUCAACUUAGUGCUGUAUAAUGAAUAUACAAAUCAAGACUAACCCUUAUUCCCGGUGUCAGAAGCUGCAGUCGGACCUGGAUGGUCUGAGGACCAGUCUUGGUGAGGUGUCGCGGCGCUGUGUGAGUUUCUUUGAGGAGAAACCCACCUCCUCUAGUGUUCCGGUGCUGCGCUCUGAACUCAACCUGGCUGUGGAGAAGAUCGACAGACUACACAACCUCUCCUCUGUCCACCUGCACAAGUAAGGAGGCCAAACACACACACACACACUCAAAGUACUCUCUCUUAACCAAUAUACUAGACUAUGUAUAUUGUGCUUCCACCUUUCUCCCAGGUUGAAGACAGUGGAUGUGCUGAUGCACAGCUUGCAGGCCGCAGAGAGCCAGGUGAAGAGAUACGAGAGCAGGCUGAGUGAGGAGGACAUCGUCCCUGCAGACACCAACGCCAUCCAGGCCCUACAGGAACAACUGGGGGUAAGAGACUGGCAGAUACAAUGAAAGACCAACAUUAAUAUCGCCCCAAAUUCAGAUACUGGCUAGUACAUAAAAAAAGUUAUUAAUGCCCACAUAGACAUUGCAUGGACCAAGAUUAGGAUUUGUUUGGUAGUGAAAGAAGUGUGUCCGUGUACUGAUGUUCUGCGUCCCCCCUCCCCUCCAGAAGUGGCAGUUGGAGCUUGAGGACCAGGAGGGGGUGUUUAGCUCCCUGCGGUCGGAGGUGCAGAAGGCCCGGGAGGCGGGGACUCAGCUGAACAGGCUCCACCCAGAACGCAGCCCGGAGCUGGUGCACUACCAGGAGAGAGCCACCCAGCUCACUGAGAGGUGGGCCGGAGUCAAGAGACAGAUGGACACACGGUGAGUGGUGGUGGAUGGAUGGAUGGAUGGAUGGAUGGAUGGAGUGAAAGUUAGUCAUAUAAUUUUGAUAAAAGUCUUAUGUGAAACUUAAUCCUUACUCAGUAUUUGUACUGUAGGUUUAUGCUUAAAUUAAUAUAGUAUAUCCUUGAUGGGGACAGAUUAAGAAAACCACCAUUCUGGUCAAAUGUGAAAUCGAGAAGUGCAUAGACCAGGGAUCAUCAACUAGAUACCAGCCGCAGGCCAAUUCUUUCUUGAGCGGAUGGUGAGGGGUCCGGAACAUAAUAAGAAAUAAAAAAAUGAGACUGCAAAUUGACCGCAAGAAGCCCAAACAGAUCUAAUAUUGAACUAAAACAUAAUCAUUUCAAACCUUGAUUACAUUUGGGAACAUUGUCCUGCGUAGGGUGCCGUCUUUCGGAUGGGACGUUAAAACAGGUGUCCUGACUCUGUGGUCAUUCAAAAUCCCAUGGCGCUUAUUAUAAGAGUAGGGGUGUUCACCCCGGUGUCAUGGCUAAAUUCCCAACCUUGCCACAUUCCAUCAUGGCCACCUAAUCAUCCCCCUCAUUCCUAAUUGGCAUAUAUCACUCCUCACCUCUCCAACUGAUCGCUGAUGUGUGGUGAGAGUUCUGGCACAAAGAUGGUCGCAUUGCAUCAGAGGUGGGUGCUACACUUUGAUGGUAGGUGAGGGGAAUUUCACCCUACUAUGUAAAGCGCUUUGAGUACCUCAGUAGAAAUGUGCUAUAUAAAUCCAAUCAAUUAUUAUUAUUAUUAUUAUACGAUCACUAUUAUACGAUCUCUCUAUUAUGCGUGGCAAUACUUGGGAAUAGAUUUCUAAAAUUCAAAUCACUUGAUUUGCUCGUGUUUGUACAGUCUUUUAUGUUCAACAAUGAAAAUUCAACAAAAACAUAUAUUUGUAUUUAUUUAUUUUUGCGGGGGGGGGGGGCAAAUAAUACCACCCUUGGGGUCGCCAUGUUGGGGAACCCUGGCAUAGACCCACAUCACUGAUUGGGUACUUUAUUGAAUGGUAUGUGUUUGUGUGUGUGUCUUUCCCCCUUGUGUUCCAGGCGAGCGGAGCUAGAGGCCCUGGGCUCAGUCCUGCAGCAGUACAGAGAUGGUCACUCUGCUCUGAUCCACUGGAUAGAGGAGACCACUGAGAGACAGGAGAACACCCAGCCUGGAAAGACUGACAGCAAAGUCCUGUCUGAACAACUAGCACAACAAACGGUGAGACGGAUGGAUGGGAAGAGACAGAUAGAAAAAGACAGAUCGAUGGAGACUGAAAGACCGACAGAAAGAGAGUGUGAGAAGGACUACACAGUAGAUAGAUAUUGACCCAGCCAUAGAGAAAGUUUAAUAGAAAAAUGCUAAAUGACAAAAAAAAAGAAACAAAAGACUAAUGGCUAUUGAAACUAAUGAAAGGAGCUGGCUGUUAUUGAAUGACUUCUGUAAAUAACAUCUAUUCUUGUCGACCCGAUUCCCUCCUCAGGCAUUAGUAGCCGAGAUCGAAAAGAACCAGACCAAACUGGACGAGUGCCAAACGCACUCCAAACAGUACUGCACCUCUGUCAAGGUACAGUACCACCUCACUUUGUCAUUGUAAUGUAAAGAUACGUUUUUGGAUGAUUGGAAAAGGACCCCUAAGUAAGCAUUUCAAUGUUAGUCUACACCUGUUGUUUACGAACUAUGUGACAAAUAACAUUUCAUUUGAUGUCCAAAAAUAUGAUGAUUCAUGCUAGGUGUUUUUCGCAAGUCAUACAUUUUAAAUUGAGUUGGGCUACAAGGUGUACUGGAUACCCAAUUUCCACACUAAAUGUACUAUACCAAUACAACAACAAAAAAUUACAAAAAUCAGUUCGUUGUAACGAAGUUACACGUAUCCAUGUGUCCAUCAGGACUAUGAGCUGCAGCUGAUGACAUUCAGAGCCUUUGUGGAGUCGACCCAGAAAUCUACUGUGAAGAGGAGGAGGAUGCACUCUUCAUCAGACGCCAUCACACAGGAGGUAAGGAGAGGGAGACGAUCGUCACAAUGUAAUGUGGCUAAUGUUUUUAUAGAAAUAUGUGUCAAUAUCAUUGUGUGAAGCCAAAAGCCAAAAUAUUGAUUUGCCAUUCCAGUUCAUGGAUAUGCGCACACGCUACACAGCCCUGGUUACCUUGACGACGCAACACGUCAAGUACAUCAGCGAUGCACUGAGAAGACUAGAGGAAGAAGAGGUAUGUCUCGCUCUUUUUUUUCAUUCUCUCUGUUCUGGUUUCUUCAACCUUCCUCUGUGUUGGUGGGAUUUAUUAUCUAUACCGCCAAUACAUUUCUAUCACGGUGACAUGAUCCCUGAACCCCCCCCCCCCCAGAAAGAGGUGGAGGAGGAGAGGCAGCAGAGAGUAAGCCAGGUGUCAGAGCUGCUGGGCUGGGUCAAAGGCCUUCAGGGCCCCUCCGCCGAGUCAUCCAUCACAGCGCAGCAGGUACAGAAAUAUUAAAUGCAUUUAGUAUAUUAUGGAAUUACAUUUUAUGCAUCUACUGUCUUUCUUCUACCACACUCUCUUAGCCUAUAAAAGAAAAAUACCAGUGUUUAUCACUUUGUUUUAAUCAUUUGAGUUGUGUUUAUAGGCCGUCAGUGAGCAGUUAGCGGCUAAGAAGGAGGAGGUGGCUAAGGCUAUCAGGAACACCCAAGUCUUCCUGAUGUCUAAACAGGCCAACAAGUAAGUUCAGAUUUGUCAUACACACAUGCAUACCACUGUAUAAACACACAAAAACUGUAUACUCACUCAUUAACAUCUCACCUUUAUCCACACACCACAUGCAUGUGGCAAGCCCCACCACCACACACACACACACACACACACACACACACAAGUUCAAACUGACAGAAACGUUUGUCCUCUAGGUUGUCCCCAGAGGAACGUGCCCAGGUGACCUCCCAGCUGGAUGAGCUGACGGCCACCUACAGCCAGCUGUGUGACCGUUCCUCUGCCCAACUGCAACAGCUGGAACAAGAGCAGGCCAAAGAGGAGCAGAGAAAGGUAGAGCGGAUGGAGGGAGGGUGACCGGGAAAGCAAGGGAAGAGAGAGGAGAAGGGAGGUUGCGGCUAAAACCAUAAACUCACUUGCGAGUUGCCAAUGCGAGCUUACGAUAUUGCUAUUCAAGUGUGUUGCUCACUGACAAUGUCUGUCUGCCUAUUGUGAAUUUGAGGUUCUGAAAUUGAAUAUUUCCUCGAGCUGAGCGUGUUUGUGUGCAAGCGAGAGUAUGUCGCAUGUUGUGUGUUGCCCGUCACUGUGUGCAUUUUUUGACACCCAUCAUCACCACCAUCAUCCCCCAUACUGAAUGUUGUUGACUCAUAGACUUGGUUUGGUUUAACAGCCAUUUUGUGUAAUUGCAUGGAGUGAGCUCUCCCUCACUUGCACUCAACAACCCGCUUGCAAUCAUGUCACCUAUCAUCAUUGCCAUCACCAUCAUCAUCAAACACAUCUGCUUAAUGGCUAAUCUAUGGCCCCCGAUUGGUAUAGUAGUUGUAGAGCCGAAGAAGUCAUGCUACCAUUUAGCUAUAGUAGCUUUUUGAUAGGAGGUGCGCCAUCAAAGUCCGCCAUCAAAGUCACAAGAUAGUCACCCAUGUUAGAGCACAUUCAGUCACCCUUCCAUAUGCUCCAUAUCACUUCUGAGCACUCAUUUGUAGACAAUAGGUGUGACCCUAAAUUACAAUGGUCAUUUACUGUCCCCACACAUGUUCCGUAGACUACCUUAUGUUUCGUCCAUAAACCUACAAAAGCACAUACCGUAAUUUUCGGACUAUAAGCCGCCCCUUUUUUCCCAUUUUUCGACCCUGCGGCUUAUAUAACGGUGCAGCUAAUCUAUGGAUUUUUACAGCUAACGGCCACUAGAAGACCUCCUAAAUCUAUGGAUUUUACAGGUUACGGUCCACCAACUUUAACUCUAUGGGCUCUAUGACAGGUCCGCGCCCCCCACCUUUAAGCAGCGGGCUCCAGCAGGAAAAGCUGGAGGCCGGAAAUGAGUGAGACAGGUAGCGCGCAAAAGUAAAAGUCGAACCGAGAGUGGUACGAGAGACAGAACGAGAGCAAGACAGACAGACAUUACGAGAGCGAGACAGUUUGUCUCUUUCCCGACAAUCCCCUCUGUGCACGAACCCUUACAUAUGGUAAUUAAACAUUAAAACACCUGCGGCUUAUAGUCCAGUGCGGCUUAUAUAUGUACACAUCAUUCAAUUUAGCUGCUGCGGAUUAUACUCCGGUGCGCCUUAUAGUGCGGAAAAUACGGUACAUAUACUCUUCAUAAACACAUGCACAUAUUCGUUCACAUAGUCGAAAUCCAACCACACUGUCAUGUCCCCCCAUAUACAUCAGUCCAAAUGUGAUUGUAUGCGUGUGAGCAUGUACCGUGACGUACAGAGUGUAUCAGUGAUAUACUGUAUGAGAGUGAAUAAUGAGUGUGUUGGUGUGUGCGUGUAAAUUCCCACCCACAAGGGUUUUUUCUAUGAAUGGGGUGUGGUUUUAUGGGGAGUUCUAUACACUCAAGAAAAAUGUACACACGUUGCAUCAAAGCACUUGUCAGAGAAGAAUGUCGAACUGCCAGUGUUGGUGUAGUGUGAGCAUCAGAGGCCAGCUACGCAAACCCCCUCUUCACCGUUUGAGCAUGAUGUGUCCAGAUCAGUGUGUCUGUGAGCGUGGGUGUAUAUGUUUGUGCCGUCUAAUGCAUUAAUGUGUGAAAUAAUCAGCAUUUUGCUUCAAAAUCACUAACAGCUGCCAGAAGAGAAUCAAGGACAUCCAGCUCUGAGCAAAGCAUUAGAGGGACUGAAGUUAGGCCAAGUCAGUAUGAUGCAGAAUCCUAUUAUCUAUAUUUAAAUUGAGCUAUUAUAUGUAUUCUGUUACUUAGCCAGUGAGCAAAGAAUCAGUAAGUCAGAUUUGAGAAAAUCCUUUUGUAAUGAGCCAGUGAACCGUAGUCCAAGGUAAAUUAUGCCUCUCAGCCAUAGCUAGUGAAUGGUCCAAAGCCUAUGGAGUCUAUAGUAUAGUGAGUCUAUUGAAAUGGAGUGUCAGUCAGGUGAGUCAGGGCCAUCCAGGCAGCGCCUCAGGUAGAUGGCAUGCAGAAUCCUAACACCAAGCUUCUCAUCUGUCGCUCCUCAAUCUGCCGAGCCCUCGGCCUGUUAGUGUGUGUGCAUCACGGGCCAGCCCCGUACGGUAAGUAGUGCUCGCUUUCUCUUACUGUUGCUUCCGAUCUGACCUGCCUUUUCUAGCUGUAUCUUCUUCUCUAUGUUCUGUUCUUCUCUCCUUCCUUUGCGGUUUUCUUUACCUCCCUUAUGGAGGUUUCGUGGUAUAUGGGUUUUCUGCAUUUCUGUUCGCUAUGUAGCAUGCUUAGUGCAUUGUAAAACAGAGGUAAGUGUUCUUGUGCCAUGACGAAAGAGAAAUAAUGUGGGUACAUGCGGGGAUACAAGUAAAAAUAAUAAUAAAAAUAAAAAGAUUAAUACUAUAUCAAAUCAUAUUGUAUCUAUUGAAAUAUGCUUUUAUCACCAUAAUUAUGUUGAAAUAAUUAUUAUGACUCUUGGGUGAAGGGUUAUUUUUUCUUGCUGGAUACUUACGGCCUAUGGGUUCCUCAGCAAAGUACUCAUCAGACUGUUAAGCAAAGUGUGUAAGUAGAAGGAAGUUCAAAUAUUCACUUUCUUUGUUUCUCUUCACAGAGCCAAGCUGCCAUUGGCGGAGUUAUUGACCUGGGCACCAUGGAAACCGUCCCAGUCUUCCAAGCUGCACAGCGUGGCCUCAUUGAUCAGGACACCUGCCAUGUCUUAUUGGAGGCCCAGCUCACCAUGGGCGGGUUGUUUCAGCCUGUCUCCCCUGUGAGCCUAUCACUGGAAGAGGGCCUCAACUGUGGCCUGAUUGAUAGUCACAUCAGCCAAUCCCUAUCAGAGCUGGAAAGUGCCUUGCAUCUUGUCGACCAGACAGAACAACUGGAGGGCCAGCUCCUCCCAGUGGCUGCAGCAAUGGAGGAGGGCCUUAUCAGAGAGGAGUUGGGGCUGCGUAUCCUGGAGCUGCAGAUGAACACAGGAGGCCUGAGGGAGUUAGGAGGAAGAAGACUGACCUUGGAUAGUGCUGGAGAAAUGGGCCUGCUGACUCCAAGGGUCUACACCAAGCUCAGAUCACGAGUCAAUCGGCGGGAGCUCGUUGACCCCAACACAGCUGAAAAGCUGAAUCUGUCUGAACUGCAGCAGCGCUGCGUCCUCAGCGAUGAAACCGGCUUGCAUUUGCUGCCAGUCAAACAGCAGCCAGGAGGCACUGUCUGCCUCCCUUCCGGCAGGAAGGUUGGGAUCUUCCGCGCUGUCCAAGAGAGUCUGAUUGACAGGCAAGUUACAGUGAGAUUGCUGGAGGCCCAGCUAUUUGCUGGUGGGAUCACUGACCCCCGUUCGGGACGCCGGCUGACUGUGGAUGAGGCUGUGCGUCACAAUCUGAUGGACCUGGACCUGGCCUGUGCCAUGCUGACCCGCCAGCUGCAGAGUGGUGGGAUACUAGACCCUGUAAGUGGGGAGCGCCUAGGGGUGGAGGAAGCCAUCCAGAGGGACCUGCUCUCACCUCGUCUUGCUCUGCUGGUGCUCGAGUCCCUCUGGGCUUUUAUGGGAUUGCUCUGGCCUGAGUCAGGGGAGCUGCUGCCAAUUGCAGAGGCUCUACAACAAGGGGUAAUCUCAGGAGAGCUGGCUCGGAACAUCCUGAGACAACGCCACACGAUAGGUGCCCUGUACCUUCCUGAAAUCCCCAAGGUUGUGUCCCUAAAUCAGGCUAAGGAGGUCCUUGAACCCAAAGUGGCUGAGAUUUUGAAGGAGAUUCAGAUCCCAGAUGUGCUACACAACAUGAACCAGUCAGGCUCCCCAAAACUAAAUCGCCUAAGCUGGGGCUCCACUGGGUCAUCCCCUCCCUCCUCACCCCCUGCCUCUUCCCCAGGGCUCACAUGUGACCCCUCAUUCCUGGAGGAGAUGGCCCCUGAGGAGCAGGCACAUCACCGCCUGCUUUUCCAUUUAAUGACCCACAGUUAUAUGGAUUCCCAUUCUGGCCAGCGCUUAGUGUUGCUCGAGCCUGAGCUGGUGGAACUUGUCAAGGCUGCUACUGGUCUGAUCAAUGUGGAUCCUAUACCUGUAGUGGUUGAGGCAGGGUUGAGUUUGACUUCAGAAAGACAGGAGUUUAUGGAAGUAGUGCCAAUUAUACGUUUGGUGGAUAAUCAGCAGACGAGGGAAAUUGGAGAGGUCCAGGAAAGAAGUGCUAUAUUCAGCUUGUCUGAAAUAGAUAUUUCCUCCAGAAAGAUGUUAGAAGAAGCUGAUAGUCAAGGAUGGGAUGGUACAUCUGACAUGAUAUUGCAGGCUAAGCAAACUGGAAUUAAUGAGAUGGGACAGGUAGGCCUUGAGUCAACCAUGAGAAUAAGUGAGGAGGUAGAUGGAGGUGUACAUAGAGAAGUAAAAGGUGAAAAGGAUGAAAUUGUUGUUUUUGAAAGUGUCCAACCCACAGCUGGACUACCGGAAAAGCAAUUCAUUACAGACUCGUAUGAAGAGGGGCUGGUAGAGAUUGAAUCAGAGGGAGCAAGAGAUAGAGGUCACAAAAAGACAAAGGAUAAGGACUCACUCAUGGAAGACAUUGACAGUAGACUUGUAGAAGCCUCAGAAAUGUACUCAGCACCAUUAAAGACCGAGGCAGAGACUCUGAUGCCAACCCAAUCCUUCAAAGAACCUGCUAUCCCACCAUCAGAGACGAAUGAAAAGGAGAGCGUGCCUGUGAGUGUUGGAGUUAAGCAUACUAUGAAGGCUGCUCAGAGGGUCACAGUGAAGACCCAACCCCAGGUUAUGAGUUUAGAGGCAGGAGCGGUGAAGAGUGAGGAGGAAGUUGAGCUGGAAAGGUUGGCCUCAGAGCUUCUGCAAGGGGGUCUACUGACGGAAGGAAGGCAGCGGCUUCUCCCAGAUGAAGCCGUGGCUCAGGGGGUCCUCCCUGGACACACUGCAGUCAAGCUGAUGGCCAAGGCAGGGCUUUUCGGAGGUUUCCUGGAUGUCAGUGCAUGCGAAUCCCUGAGCACGGAGGAUGUGAUGCAGGAGGGUCUGCUUGACGAAGACCUGAUGUGGAGUGUGCUGAAAUCAGAGAAGACCCUGGCAGGGGUAGUGGAUGUAGAGAAGGGGAAGAUUUGUACCCUGAAGGAUGCUGCUCAGGCAGGCCUGAUAGACUCCAACACGGCUGCUCGGCUUCUGGAGGCCCAGGUGGUCUCAGGGGGAGUGGUUGACCUGCUAAGGGACAAGAAAGUGUCUGUUACCCUGGCAGCCAACCUUGGGCUGAUAGAGGAGGACCAAAGAGAGAAGCUAGUUGCGUUGGAGAAAUCAUACCGUGGAAAAUGCUCAGACCCAGAUGCAGCGCUCACCAAAGCAAUGUUGCAGCUGCAAAUGGAUGGGGUUGUAGAUCCCAAAACUAAGUCACCUGUUCCCCUAAAGCAGGCCCUUGAAAGAGGAUUACUUGGGCAGGAGGAAGUCUAUCAAGCCUUGUCCCAGCAAGUUGCGGAGGGUGGCAUCGUGCACCACAACUCUGGAGUUAGACUGUCAGUUGCUGAUGCUUUGCAGCGAGGUCUGAUAGACCGUGCCUUAGCCCCAGAACUGAGGGAGUUAGAGAGAGCAUGUCAGGGGGAGGUAGCCCUCUCUUCAAACCCAGAUGCUGCCCUCCUCCAGGCAUCCACAGGUGCCAUUUUGGACCCUGAUUUAAAGUGUAGACUUACAUUGACAGAGGCUGUCUCCGAUGGUCUGCUCGAUGAGAGCACUGCCAAGAAAGCAAUGGUUUCUCCAGGUAUAACACAAGGUGUGUUGGAUCCACAAAGUGCCCAAAUUGUGCCUUACUCUGACCUUGUAAACCAAGGCAAGAUUGACAUUAAGAGUGGAAAGCGCUUCUUGGAAGUGAAUCCUUUCAAGGGAAUCCAGGAUAAGCAAACAGGUGAAAUCCUAAACUUAGCUAAAGCUAUUGCAUCUCAACAAGUUGAUCCGGUCCCAGCACUCAGAAUGUUGCAGAGCCAGGCAGACUCUGGAGGGAUUAUUGAUAUUUCCGAUGGAGCUAGGCUCCCUCUGCCUAAAGCCUCAAAGAAAGGACUGGUGGGAGAACAUAUGGCCAGGCUCAUUGCCUCCAACCAGGUUCUGAAAGGGGGCUUGCUUGACCCUUCCACAGGGCAGAGAGUCUCUAGCCUGAAAAAAGCUGUCAAAGAUGGGCUUAUAUCCAGAGAAAUGGCUGCAGAACUCCAGGACAACUUGAGCUCCAUGGAAGUAGAAUGUGAUGAUGAGGAUAGUUCAACACCCGUUGCCUCUUCAAAUGGGACCUAUAGUCCUGCAGUCACAUUAUCAAUAUCCAGUCCAGACAGCCAAACCAAAAUCAUUAUUGAAAGCUCUGAAGUGAUUUCUCCAUCCCCACAUCCAGAAGAGUCAGAAAAGGGGUAUAACCCUUUGAUGAUCACAGAGGACAUUGCAAAGACUCUAGAAGCUGGAACAUACAAGCAGUCAGAAGAUCUGCAACACCGUGGCUCUGUUCACAUUGAAGAAGAGAUGGAAGAUGAACAGGUCUCAAUAGCCGGGAAGUCAUUUGAAAUUGAGUCAGACCAGUCAAUCAAUUUGUUGGCUCAGUUUGCAAUCAAUGCAGAGAAAAGGCUUCAUCAGGCCCUUCAGGAGAUGGAGACUCCGCAAGAUGUUACUGUUCGACCACCAGAAAAUGAUAAUAAAAAGGAGUCUAGAUCAGUUUGUGAAAGUAGUUCAGUCAUGCAGCAGGGGCAGUCUGCUAUGGGCAAAGAACCACGGAUGGACUCGACAUGGGCCAUUGGCAGAGAAGGUGGGGAUCAAGAGGGCAGCAUAGAUAUGUCUACCCUAGUUGAGAGAGAUGAAGGGAAGACAAAUGUGGUAGAGAGGGACACAAAGAUUGAGGUCACAGAGAGUGAUGAUCUUGGGCAUGCAUCACCCCCUUCUAAGGAGGUCGUAGGUAAGAGCAAAAAGAAGAGGAAGAAUAAGACGAAAGGAAAAGGGAAGGAGGUUGACAUUGAGCAAAGACCCUCAGAAAAAGCUGAUAUUCUGAAAAUGGAAAACAAAGACCAGAAUGCACAAUCAGAUGGUAAGGAUAAGGGUGUUGAGUCCACCAGAGGUUAUGUUACCCCACAGGAGAAAGAGGAGUCACUUGUGCAAGAUGUUCAAUCUGCCAUCAAAGGUGCAAAGGCACAGACUGUUGAGAGGUUUGGAGAUCCAGAAGAUAUUGGCAAAGUAAGGGAAGGUUCUACAGUUCCACCAGGAGCGAUGGAAGAUGCUCUUGAGGUAGAGAGAGAUGGUACAGAGUACAAGGUCUUCGAGGACCAAUGCUGGGUAGAGAAGAACAAAACGUCUAAGAUACUUAUAGCAUCAGAGAAGGUUGAUCCUGUGACAGAGGAGAGAUCAUCCAUCCAUGAUAGCGUAUCCAUUCAUAAUAGAGUUUCUAAGGAUGAGCAAAAGAGGGAGGGGGCGCAGAUUGUGGAAAAGAGUGAAACAGAUGGGGUGGAGACAGUUUCUCAACAGACUGGACAACAGGAGCAUAAGGAUAGGAAAGAGGUGGAAUUCACGCUGAAAACCACCCCAGCAUCAAAUGACAAAGAGGCCCUUUUACGGAAGGCAAAAGAGAGUAUCCUGAGGAAGGUGUUUGGGCGAGGUGUUAGUGAGAAGCAAGCUGCAGAUGAGCUAGAGGCACUGCGUCAGGGAGUUGGGAAGAAGGAGAGUUUGGUGACAUCUGUAGAGGAAGUUAAGACUGUGGGGAGUCCAGAGGUUUUACCAGAAGAGAGGGAGGGUAAAGGAAUUGACAAGAAGGAAGAAGGAGAAAGAGAGAAAGUUCUGCCUGACCAUUCUAUGAUACCUGUAGCAGCAGAGGAAGUGGAAAAAGCUCAGCCAUAUCAGGCUAAAGAAGGAGCGAAAGAGGAGAAGGCUCUACCAGACCAGGCUAAAAAAGGAGAGAAAGGGGAGAAGGCUCUACCAGGCCAGGCUAAAAAAGGAGAGAAAGGGGAGAAGGCUCUACCAGACCAGGCUAAAGAAGGAGAGAAAGGGGAGAAGGCUCUACCAGACCAGGCUAAAAAAGGAGAGAAAGGGGAGAAGGCUCUACCAGACCAGGCUAAAAAAGGAGAGAAAGGGGAGAAGGCUCUACCAGACCAGGCUAAAAAAGGAGAGAAAGGGGAGAAGGCUCUACCAGACCAGGCUAAAAAAGGAGAGAAAGGGGAGAAGGCUCUACCAGGCCAGGCUAAAAAAGGAGAGAAAGAGGAGAAGGCUCUACCAGACCAGGCUAAAAAAGGAGAGAAAGGGGAGAAGGCUCUACCAGACCAGGCUAAAAAAGGAGAGAAAGAGGAGAAGGCUCUACCAGACCAGGCUAAAAAAGGAGAGAAAGGGGAGAAGGCUCUACCAGGCCAGGCUAAAAAAGGAGAGAAAGAGGAGAAGGCUCUACCAGACCAGGCUAAAAAAGGAGAGAAAGGGGAGAAGGCUCUACCAGGCCAGGCUAAAAAAGGAGAGAAAGGGGAGAAGGCUCUACCAGACCAGGCUAAAAAAGGAGAGAAAGGGGAGAAGGCUCUACCAGACCAGGCUAAAAAAGGAGAGAAAGGGGAGAAGGCUCUGUUAGACCAGAUUGAAGAAGGAAAGAACAAGGCUAGAUCUCAAACAGACCAGCUUAAAGAGAUGAUGCCGGGAAAUAAAAAUAAGAAGAACAAAAAGUCUAAGAUGCAUAAAGUGUUAGAAAAAGUUGAACCUGCGACAGAGGAGAAACCGUCCAUCCACAAUAGAGCAGAUUCUGAAGUGAAAUCCACACCGGCUGAUCUAGAGAGCUCAGUCUCUGGGGAUGAGCAGAAGAUUGAGAAGCAGCAAGACAAUCAACCAGACAGUGAUGUAACAACAGUGGCAAGUGGUGAUGAGAUGAACAAAAUGGCUGCCUCUACCAAGAGUCCUAGUGGAGUUGACACCAAUCAACAAAGAUCAACCCACACCACUGCACCAUACCAAAUCAAUGCACAUCUUGAGGAGAAAACUGAGGACAUUUCUUUGGGGAGAGAAACUGAUCCACAUGGCAAGGACAUUGAACAAUUUAGGAUUGGUACACCUGAGAAGGAUGUCCACCCAGACACCCAUUGUAUUAUUGACAUUGUGGAUGCCUCUCCUGAAGCCCUUGUAUCCAUGUCAGGCGCCCAUCUGGUCAAGGCCUCUGUGGCUCCAUGUACCCAGACUGCUAAGCCCACAGAGGAAACUGAUGCACAUCUGGUGAAAGAUACUGAGGAGGACAGGUCUCUGAGCAAACAAACUGAUCCACUUGGCAAGGACAUUGAACAACUAAUAAUUAGUAUACCUGAGGAGGCCUCUGUGGCACCUGAUACCCAGCCAGCUAAAACUACUGGCAAAGGGAAGAAAAAGAAACAGCAGCAAGAACAACAACAGCAGGAGCAGAAACGUGACAGUCCCACUGAAACUGAGUGUAAAGAAGAACAGUACCUUGAGGAUUCCACAGAAUCAGGACAGUCCUGGUCUGAUGAGACCCCACAGUCUGAUGAGAUUGUUGAAUCUGAUACAACAGAGGUACCCGAAUCUGAUACAACAGAGAGCUGGGAGGAGGGUGAAAUACAAGAAUUGGAGAUAAGGAAAGAGAAGAGCCCAGCUAAGACGGGAAAGGUAAGCAAUUGAUGCAUUUAGUAGGUGAAAAGCAAAUUGUCUCUACUUGAUCAUACAUUAUCUGAAUUGUGUAACCCAAUAAUAAGCUGUCAAAUGUCUAUUUUUAUUGGAAAAUUGCCAUCCAGACUGAUGCUUAUCUGACAUUCCCUUUCCAUCAGUCCUCGUUGCUCCGCCAGGAAUUCCUGGAACAUGACCAGCAAAUUGUGGCUCUGCUCUCUAUGGUGAGACACAUCGAGGUUCGCCUCAAGCAACAGCAGCAACAGUCGAUUGGUCGCAGCCUCAUUGCCCUUGAUGACAUCAUCAAACAGACAGAGGUAAGAUAUUUAGUACCUGAAAAUGUAUGAUCUAUGAUGUUACCACAAUAGAAAUCUUAUGUUUCAAAAUUGACCAACCUUUCUAUUAUCUCAGACCUUGGAUCUAGAACUUCGGGAUUUAGAAUCCCAGGUCAAAAAGGAAGUGGAUGCUGCUGGGCAGCUGCUUGAGCCCCGCCCACAGGAAGUACCACCUCAGCUACUAUUGGCCUUGGAGAAGGAUGGGCGAAGCUUAGCUCGAGGUUACGAAACUGCCAGAGGGGUUUCUGAAAACAUCCUGCAGGGGCUGUGCGCACACAGAGAGGCACAUAAGGUAAUGGUAUAGUGGAUUGAAAUAUGAGAUCUGUGUGUUUUUGGUGUUUAAUCCACUAUUGCACCCUUUGCUAAUCAGUGCUGUUUGUUUCUCUCUCUCAGGAGGCAGUGACUGGAGAACAGAAGUCACUUGGAGGGCGAGUAGAGGAUCUUCUGUUCUGGCUGAAGGAGACUGAGGCACAAAUUACAGGAAUGGAUGGGCAAACCCAGAGCGAGACUCCUUCUCAGUGCACACAACAGCUCCGUCUAUGCAAGGUUACCACACUCACCCUACACUGUUCACAUUUUACUUGUACCCUCUUCUUGUGCACUUUCAAUUGUCCAAUUAUCGACCUAGUUCGGAUUCAGCCUACACUUUGCCUCAUUUCCAGCUAUUCCUCAGAUCAUUCUCUCCUUUCUAUCUCUCUUCCUCAGGAGUUGCAGUCAUCUCUUUCGGCACGCUCCAAUGACGUCAACGCGCUUGCCUUUGACAUCCAGGUGUUCAUCUCAGAGCGGGCUCAGGACCUGGCUCCCGAACAGAGCAGGCAACUCCUGGGGCAGCUACAACAGCUCCAGAGGAGCUUCCACCGAGCCGCUGGCCAAGCCCACGCCAAGACCGACGCCCUCGCCGCCCAGAGAGAGAGGGAGGAGGAGAGGCAGCGCAGACACAAGGAAAAAGAAGAGGAGGAGAAGGAGCGAGAAAGCGAGAGACGGAGUGCGAGGGAGAGAGAGGUUUGCAAAACCGCUGGCUAUGUUCCACAGUCCCAUUGGAGUGGUGGAAUGCAUGUUUAACAUACUCACAUACAUUCAAUCAUCAGUAAUAACAUACUUUACCAUAUAACAUUUGUGGUCAUGCUAUCAUUGUUUAAAUUCUCACUUUCUGUCACAUAUGUUUUGUAACUGGCAAACCCUUAUACCUAUUAUUAAUCAUGUCCAUCAAAGCAAAUAUACCAACUUGAAAAAGAAUAAUUAUUUAACAAAUUUACAAACCACCCAUAUGCCUAAAUGAGGUUUAUCACCUACAUCAGAUUGGCAAAGAACCGCUGCUGCUGCUGUGAAAGCUAACACACAGUAUAGUGACUGGUAUAACAACACGCACCACAGGCUUCGAUGCCCAACGUGUUUUGUCCUCUGCAUGUGUCCCUGUAUAACACCUGUGUGAAUUAACAUGUCUGCCUUGCUCUUCCAGAUUGCCACAGAAGGAAAUACGCUAGUGCCUCCACGGAAAAGGCUAGAGAGUUUUAAAUCAGAGAAGCCUUGCUGUGGUUUGAACGCUUUCCUUUUUCCCCUCCUCUCCCCUAUCGUACGAUAUGGGGAGAAAGGAAAUAAUGCCAAAUGAGGACACCAUUUGUUUGAUUGUCUUUGUGGAUUGUUGUUUUGGCUUGACUGACCUGUUGAUGAUGAUGCUGUUUCUAUAUCUGUAUCUAUCGGUCUGUCUGUCUGUCUGGCUGUGUGAAUUCUGGACACAUCCUGCUCAACGUCUGGCAAAGUGUGCACAAAUGAUAUUAAAGGGUUUAGAAAGAAGCAAGCGUGCACUUAACAGAAGUGUGAAUGGGUGUUGAAGAGAAGUGUUUUCGUGUGCUUCUGCUCAACUGAGUGGAAAACUACAAUAGGUGUUGGAUUUAACGUUAUGGACUGACCACUGUUUAUUAGCAAAACAGGCAAUACUCCUUUUCUCACUCUCUCUUUUUGCUUACAUUUCUCCUUUUCCCUCCAUCCAUCUCUCUUUCUACCUUCAUCUGUGGCUCUCAGGUGGUGCAGCAGCAGAAAGCAGAGUGCUCACAAAAAUUGGAAGGCCUUACGAUGUGGUUGGCUGGAGCUGCCAGUGUGCUGGCCAAUCAAAGAGCGGGAGCAGAGUCAGGUGACGUGAAUGUGCUGCAGCAGAAACAGAGAGAGCUAAAGGUGAGAAACUGUCCGAUUUUCACAUCCAUGUCUCAAGAAAGGAGAACUCACAUGUUGUUUAGUUGCUCCCAGACUUCUAAGGUAGCCAGGUUUUGACCAUGGAAGGUCUCUGAGGAUCCACAGUUAUAGGAACUAGACUACAUUAAAACUGUCAGUGCGUCUUAACAGUGUGCAUAUAUUCUCCUUUCUCUUCACAUGCAAUUUUGUAUUCCCUGCUCCAGAGAAAUAUGCUACACUACCUGUAACCUCUCUAUAUCUGACCCUCUCCAUCCCUCUCUCUCCCUCCCCCCCAGGAAGUACAGAAGGACCUGCAGACCAGAGGCGAGGGCGUGGCGGAGACCGUCCGCUCGGUGGAGGAGUUCCUGGCGGAGCACGGUGACAGCCUGAGUCCAGAGGACAGGGCCAACCUCCAGGGGGCACUCUCCCGUAUGAAGGAGGAGUACAGUGCCCUGACCGACACGGCCCACUCCUCGCUGGCCCAGCUGGACACGGCCAUCUGCACCACCGUCCAACAGAACACACAGAGGGUAAGCCUAAAGUAUCAGCGCUGCUGUCUAACAGUGCACAUAGAGGGUAAAGGGAUACAGGACUUUAGAUCCCCAUUUUACUAUUGUCAACUUUUAGGAACCAAGGUCCAAGUAUUAUAUCUUUAUGGAUAUUGUUUUGAGUAUUGAAAAGAUAAUAUGGAAAUAGCUACAGUUUGGCAAUUAACCCAGAGGAAAAGCUCUUACCUUUUCUGUGUCAAUUAUGAUGAAGGGCCUUUCUUUCCCUGAAUGCACUUUCAUUGGUAGAAAUAUACACUCACCCCGAUCUGUGCUGUUUGGUCAAGUUCUAAUGUGUCCCCUCUAUUUCCUUCCUCUAUAGGCGAAGGCACUAGAGGAGCUGCUGGAGACUCGGGUCCAGAUGGACUCGCUGCUAGAGGAGCUCUCCUCCCUGAACCAGCCUGGGAAGAGAGGGGCUGGCAUGACUGUUACUGACCACCUCUCCUCAUCCUCCUCCACAUCGCCAGAGGGAGGUCUACAAUCACACAGCGACAUGCUCCAGGUCAGACUUCCUCCUUGCUGUUUAUUUACAAAAAGUAAAGUUUGUUCAUGUUGUGGUAUACAAUUAAAUGCACUAUGAAACGUAAUACUGCAGAAAAGGGUUCUAAAACAGCCUUUUUAGGUGCUUGGCACAGGUUAUUGAAUGAUAGUCAGCGUGCAUCCCAAUAGUCUAAGGUGGCUUCCUCUCAUCUCCUUUCCAGACUAUUGAGAUGAACCCUCACUAUUGCUCACUCUUACCCAUUAUGAUCUUUGAUCUUUGACCCCUCUACAGGCAGAGCUCCAGCAGCUCCAAGCCCAGCAGGCCCAGCUGAUGCAGGUGUCCCAGAACGCUCGCUCCCUCCUGGUCCAGCCCGACUCGGCCGUACCAGCCGAGGAGAAACGCCGUCUGCGGGACCAGCUAGACCAGCUCCAGACCCAACACCAGGAGAAGCUGCAGGCUUGCCAGGAGAGGCUGAGGCGCUCGGAGGCCCUAAAGGACGAGCUGGCCAAGUUCCUCCAGGAGCACAGAGGCCUGGGGACCUGGCUGGAACAUAGUGAGGGGGAGCUGUGUUCCUUGGGGGAAGGAGAGACGGACGCACAGGGCCUGAAGGGAAGACUGGAAGAGCACAAGAAGGUACAUGUUGUUUUUUGAUUUUCCUAUACUAGUGUGGGUUAGUGAAAAAGCUACAUUGCAUAGCCAUGGAGAGAUGGUUUACAUUAGCAAGAUGUAAGAAUAAAGGCUUACUGUAACAAUAGUUCAGGGUUUAUAUUGGCAAUAUUCACUCCUAUUGUCAGCUGUAUACACACAGUCAAGACACUGAAGAUGCUAAGUUUACUGUUUCAAACUUUGGAACCAAACACAUUCUUGACUGUAUCAAACUGACCUGGAACCUAUUGUCUUCCAGCUGGCCGAGGAUGUGAUCUGCCACAAGGCAGACCUGCGCUUUGUGUCCAUCUCUGGUCAGAAGGUGCUGGACUCUGUCCAAGGGGCUCUGGAGAAGGUAGGAGGGUCUGACCCAGCCCUGGAGGAGACCAAGCAGCUGGUCACUGACAAGCUACAGGACGCCAACCACCGCUACACCACCCUGCACACCAAGGUGGGUCUCAUAUAAAAUAGGGGGAUUGUAUUCUUCAUUACUACUGUACUUGGUGUACCAAUGCAUACUAGGGGGUUAUAUCCAAAAUGGCAGGGAUUGCGUUGAAAGAUGCACUAUAGUCAGUUAAGGUCCCUAUGAAAUAUAAGCCGUAUUCAUAAUUUUACAUUCUUUUUAUAUAGCUAUAAUAUCUAACAAUCAAUAAUAUUACAGCGAUAACCACUAGUGGGCUGUAUGUAGAGAUAUUGAACAGUACUUUCAUAGUAGAGAUGGUGUCCUGUUCAUCUUUAUUGAUCUAUGCUUACUUUCCCUUGUCUUCCCUCUCCAGUCGUCAGAUCUGGGCGGCCGUCUGUCGGCUCUGUUGGAGCGCUGCCAGCAGUACCAGGACGAGGCUGUGUCGCUCCACACCUGGCUCAGCACCCAGGAACAGAACCAGAGUAUAGUCGGUCCCAGCGGAGAGACAGACACACUGACACUACAGAACACACUGCGGGCCGUACAGGUGAGUGAGAGCAUAGAAAUACCGCAUGUAGCUGGGGUAUGCAAAUGUACUGAAUUAUUUUAUACUGUAUAUACAUGUGACUGAAAGCGGCGACAUUAUCAGCAUCUCAAUCUUUGUGAAGAGAGGUUAGAACACUUCUCUCUGUUUUCGAUUCCCUGCACCUCAACAUUUCUCCUCCUUUUCCCCCCUUCUUUUUCUAUUCUUUUUCUUCCCCCUCUCUCUCUUUGUUCUGUUCAGCUGUUGCAGGAUGAGCUGGCGGAGCGGUCAGUCCAGUUGGAGAAGGUGAGGAGGUCAAGCAGAGAGCUGGCCAACACACAGGAGUCCCCCACUCUCAGAGCUGCCGAGAUCAUCAGCACUGCAGGUACACCAGCUCACAACCAUGUCCAUUGUUCUGCCGUUCAUAACCUUCUAUAUUGUUAUAUGUCUCAUACACUUCCCCAUUAUCAAUUCAUAUCUUAUUCCUCCCUUCCUUCAUAUCCUCAUAGAUCAUGCAGUGUAUCUACAGUAAUGACCAUUUUCUUACUAUCCCUAAUACCCCCAUCUCUGUUGAUGUCUUUAUAUCCAUCCACCUAAACAAAUGAUUCUAUAUCGUCAUGGAGAAAAGUAACCACACUGACAUUCUCUCCUCCUUCCUCUCUCCGUUGUCAGAUGGUCUGGAGAAGAGGUUCAACUCUCUGUCGAAGUCUGUGUCGGAGCGGGCUGAGCAGCUCCAGACGUCCGUAGCCCAGUCGGUCAGUGUCCAGGAGGGGCUGAAGGGCCUGCUAGCCUGGCUGGACGGCCUGCUGCUGACCCCCGGACCCAUCCAACCCACCGCCCAGGCUGUCCAGGACGCCCUCACACAGAAUCAGGUAUCAUAGUAGAAAUACAGGGAGUCUACUAUGGAACAUGGAAUAGCCUGCAGCUGCUAUAAUACAGUUUAUGAGAGUUUUUAAAAUCUAAUUUACAUAGACUAUUAUCUAAAAAAAUUGGCCUUCACAUCUAAUACACAUCUCCACUGUCCACUUUGCAGUUGUGUUACAUGAACUUGUUUUAACCCACUUCCCCUCUGUUCCAGAAACUACGCCAGGAGCUGUUAUCCAGACAGGGCAGUGUGGAGGCCACCUGCGACUCUGUCUCCAAACUGCUCCAGAGCUCUGACGCCUCCACGGCCUCCGGGCUCCAGGGGUCACUAGAGAGCCUGACCCAGCGCUACGCUGCGGCACAGGCCAAGCAGGCCGAGAAGGAGGCUGAGCUCCGGGGGCUCUUGCCCAAGCUGGAGAGCUAUGAGAGACUGAAUACGGACCUGCAGAGUUUUACUCAGACCAGUCUGAGAGCUCUUAGCCCUGCGGGACAGCCUGACCGCAGUGUGGAGGACUACAGACAGACCAUAGAGGUAAGAGGGGUGGGAUGGUAGAUAUUGAUUGAUUUUAUUUUACAGUUUGAAAAAAAUACAUAUACACACAGUACAUAAAUAUUUUAUUUUUUAAGUCAGCCUCCUGAGUGGCGCAGUGGUCUAAGGCACUGCAUCGCAGUGUUGCGGCGUCACUACAGCCUGGGGUUCGAUCCCAGGCUGCUGUGUCACAGCCGGCCGUGACCGGGAGUCCCAUAGGGCGGCGCACAAUUGGCCCAGCAUCGUCCGGGUUAGGGGAGGGUUUGCCCGGGGGGCUUUACUUGGCUCAUCGCCCUCUAGCGACUCUUUGUGGCGGGCCGGGCGCCUGCAAGCUGACUUUGGUAGUCAGUUGAACGGUGUUUCCUCCGACACAUUGGUGCAGCUGGCUUCCGGGUUAAGUGAGCGGGUGUUAAGAUACAGCGCGGCUUGGCGGGUCAUGUUUCGGAGGAUGCAUUACUCAACCUUCGCCUCUCCCGAGCCAGUUGGGGAGUUGCAGCGAUGAAACAAGAUCGUAAUUGGAUCGCAAUUGGAUAUCACGAAAAAGGGGGUAAAAAAAUUAAUUAAGUCUAUGAAUUAUUUAUAUUAUGGUCCCUUAAAGUGUUCCAGAACCAUAGAUAUUAAUGUAAGCAGAGAGGUGAUAUGAGGAUAGAGUUGCAGAACCUUAGAUAUCAGUGUUACAGGCCAUAGAGGUGAGAGGAUGGUGAUGGUUAAUAAUAUUACAGAACCAUAGAUAUCUGUUUGAACAGAGAAGUGAAAGAAGGCAGAGGGACUAUGCUCUAAGAGAUGUCGGGGAGGGUUUGCUACCUUCAGAUAACAUAUCUGUAUCUGCCUUACUACUACAGGAGGUGAGAGCGGAGCAGGAGCAGGAAGCAGGUCAACUGAAGUCAUUCUGCCAGUUGGGGACAGACCUCAGCCAAGCCAAGUCCCUGACCAGCACACAGACCUUACUGGACAACGUCAGAGAGGUUUCCGAUGAGUUCGCCCGACUGGAAUCCAACAUCACUGAAAUGUAAGCAGCACUGCCUCAGAACACACUGAUCCAAAUCCAAUACAAAACCAAGGCCCUGUGCAUAAGCGUUGUAGUUCACUGUAGGUAAGCCCUGCCCUAGAAUAUACAAAGCCAAGACCAAUACGUCAGAAUCGAUGAAAGAUCUCUAGGUGCACAUAGGCUUGUAGUGCAGCAUCAUUCCCACUAGGGGGAGAUGGAUACAGCACAAUAAGACCAUACACUGUCACAUUACUGCCACCAUUACAGUCUGAAAUAUGACACUCAUGACAUUUCUCUUCAUUUUCAUUUUAGUCAUUUAGCAGACGCUCUUAUCCAGAGCGACUUAAAAAUACAGGAGUAAUUAGGGUUAAGUGCCUUGCUUAAGGUCACAUCGAAAUAUUUUUUACAUAGUCGGCUCGGGGAUUAGAACCAGCGACCUUUCGGUUACUGGCACAACGCUCUUACCCACUAAGCUACCUGCCGCCCUCUUCACGCUAAUGCCAUACAAAUGUAUCCACAAAUUAAACACUGGGGCGGCAGGUAGCUAAGCGGUUAAGAGCUUUGGGCCAGUAACCAAGGUUGCUGGUUCGAAUCCCAUUGUCGACUAGGGGAAAAAUCUGUCUGUGCCCUUGAGCAAUGCACUUAACCCUAAUUGCUCCUGUAAGUUGCUCUGGACAAGAGUGCUAAAUGACAAAAAAAGUCCCCCCAAAAAAAGGCACACCGGGGGGGUGGAUAACUUUAAAACACUCCCAGUUAGUUGAUAGGCUGGAUCCUUUGUCCUUCCUGUAUGGCAGCACCAGUUGCCAUAUCGCCCUGGUUAGCCUAUUUCUAUGAGUUGGGCCUCAUAGAAAUAGAAUGACUGGCAAUGUCCCUUCUAGGGUUUCUAUUUCUAUAUCAGACCUCUUAUAAAUACCAUUGGACUGUCUGUUCGUCUAGCAAAAGACCGCAAAAGCUCCCAUAGCGGCUAAUACAUGUAGUGAGGGAUUAGGCCUGUGCAGGAUGUGUCUUAACAGUAGCCCUGACCCCUUUGAACGCUAUGCGUUUCCAACAAUGGUGUGUGGGUGGACAGUGUUAGCUGAUGGCAUAGGAGCAAAUGUGGUUUGCGGUUACUAAAAUAAGCCUUGGUGGGCACAGUUCAGUGUAUGUCAGUGUCAUACAAAAGAGGCUCUCACUUACAGACUGUGACCAGAACAUAAAUAACACACUUUCGAUGACCCAGACUGUUAUAACAUGAUUGUUUUGUCUGUGUGCGCUGCAGUCAGUGCAAUGUUUGAAAGCAGCUGUGAUUGGGGCAGAACAAGUACAAAGCAGGGGUCAAGUCUAAGGAGACUAUAGCCUUGGGCGAAUACGGUCGAGAUAAUGGUUUAUCCUUGACUGCAUCACUCUCUCUCUUUUUGUGACAUGAAGCGUGUGAUUUUAAUGUAAUGGUUGUGUGUUUUAUAUGGAAAGGAUAGUGGGAUUGAAUUAAAAUGUUCUCUUCCUCUUUUUUACUCUUUCCCCACUUUCUGUCUCUUCUCCUCUCUUCAUCCCUCUUUCUCACCCACUUUCUCAAUGUCUAUCCCUACAUCUCUCUAUUUCUCUCUUUUUUCAAUCUUCUCCUCUCUAUCCAUCUCUCUCCACCAUCCCCUCAUCUUCCCCUCCUCUAUCUAUCUCUUUCUCCUUCCCUCUCCAGGAACAACGCCAUCCAGAGUUGUGAGCAGCGGUUGGGCCAGUUCCGGUCUCUCUCUGGCUCCCUCCUCAGGUGGCUCCAGACAGCACAGGAGCAGCUGCCUCCCAAAGAACCCAACCUCAACACAGAGGCCCUGCAGAGGAGAGUGCAGCAGCUCAAGGUGUGUGUGUGUUCCUUUUUUAAGAACUACAUGGUUUUAAUCACACACAUGCAACAAACAGAAUCCUCAAUCAAUCACUGAAACACAUUUCACUCGUUCUAAGGUAUUGAUAGAUUUCGUAGUGUAUUGAUAAAUACGUUCCAAAGCAUGAUAGUGAUUCAGAAUGAUAUGUCCAUGUGAUUAUUAAUUGAGGAAUUAUAUAAAGCCAUUAAUAACUUUCGGACAUUUCUUUACUAAGGACUUACUGAGUGACUGGGAGGCCCAGGGGACUCGGGUUCAGGAGCUGAACAAGACUGGAUCAGAACUGGAGACCCUCAUCAUCAACAUCACAGCCCCCCAGACUAAGACAGGUAAGGGGAAUGGGAAACAACUGCCUGUGUGUGUGUCCUGCUACCUGCAUGUCCAACUUCAUCCAAGCUAUGUUUGUCAGUUGUAUAUUGUGUGUGUUGAAGUCUAUGCUAUCUGUGUGCUAUCAAUGUGUGUGUGUACUGUGAAUAAAUGCUAUGCUCGAAGUGUAAAACAUGUCCAUGCAAAACUGUGUAUGUGUACAGCGUGUGAAAAUCAGAGACUGAGCGUGUUAUAUGCUUAUCACUGUUUGUAUUGUACUGUACAUGAAUGUGUGUUAGUGUCUGUUGCAAUGUAUGUAGUUGUCUGAGUGCAGUGUGUCUCUCUCUCAGGUGUUCCCCAGAUCAAUGGUGCAGGCAGCCCCAGCAGUGUCAAUGGCAUUCACACAUGCAAAGGUGAGCUCCCCCUCACUCCCUUAUCCAAACCAAUUGUCUAUGGCCUUCUUUCUCAUAUGAGAUGCUCUCCAGCGCUUACUACUGUGGACAUCACUGCUUGAUGUACAAUCUGCUUUCUCGCUCGCUCGCUCCCAACAAUGCUUACUAUAUAUCCAUUUUCUGUCUGUGUGUCUGUCUUCUGUCUGUGUGCUUCUUAUAUGUGCUACUGCAGUGUCUAACACCAUUACAAACGUUUGUUGUCACUAAUAUUAUGUUGCUCUGGAUAAUAACAUCAACCAAAGGCCUUCAGUAGCUAGUUUUCCAUCCAAUUGGUGACAGAUUUUCAUGUGAAUAUUCUAAAAUCAGCAUAAAUACAAUAUGCACAUUUUCCCACCAGUGAUGUUUCCAUCAAAUUGACUUGUUGCAGAUAAGUCUGUGCGUGAUGACGUAGUGCACAUAAAAAUAACUUUUGUGGUUAAAUUCCCAUGUACCGAAUAUAAAUUACAAGUUAAAUGGGUUUCCAUCGCAUUUGCAACUCUACUGAUGGUUUUGUCACCAAAGAAAUUGCGUUAUAUAGCAAAUGUGCCCCCUCUGGUAUUGGCACCUGCACUCUAGCCAACAGCUUGCAGAUACAGUGCGGGUAUAGUCUACAUGAUGAGAUUAUUAUGGACAAAAGAGCGAUUAUUUUAAUUUGUCAAACGGCAGCCAAGCAUCGAUCAUCAUGUCACUAGAAUAAGAAUUUAUUGAAAAGGAGCAUCAAGCUCAUCACCUUGCACUUUCACCACCCUGUGAAGUUCAUAACUUAUUUCAUCUGUAGCCUAAUAAACUCCAUGAUUUCCCGAGUCGUAGUGGGAGAACAACACACCAUAUAACUGCGUGACUCUGCUUUUCCAUCUGUGGAAUGAAAAACACCAUACCAAUUAAAUGUGAUUGGAUUUGUUUGAUAGAUUGGUGCUCCUCCUCUUCUUUCUCUCAGACCUGACAGAGCUGCAGGUGGCGGUGGCCGAAGUGAACGGUCGUUACGAGGAGCUGGGAGGGGAACUGAAGAACAGACAGAGGCACCAGGAGGCUUCUCUGGAGCUCAGACAGAAGGCCAGCCAGGGUACCGAGGAGCUCAGCCGCUGGCUGCGAGACCGGGAGAACAGCCUGCACCUGGGCCAGACCACCACCUCCCCCUCCAAACCGGAGUUGGUACGCGCCCAGGCCCAGGAGAACAAGGUGAGUGUCUGGACUUGGGUCAAACCACAGUCAAUAUUGGGAUUUAUUAUGUCUGCUAGUUGGUCAACAAUGCUACGUUGGAAAAUCAGUGUUAUCAUCCCCUAGCUGACAUAAACAUAUUGUACUUUCUAUUGCUUACGUUCUACAUGCUUAUUCUUGUCUUUUUGUAUACAACAUACUGAUAUAGCUGUUUGUUCUCUAUACUUUAGGCCUUACUGUCUGAGCUGGCAGAGCAUUCUGGGAAGGUGGAGGAGCUGAAGAGCACCCUGGAGAAGCUGAUAGCAGACAACCCAGACUCCCCAGAGGCAGACACCUGGAGACAACAAAUGAAGGAGAUCGGUGAGUGGUACUGGGAUGGAUGAAUAGGGUCGGCCAUUUUGAAUAGUUAUGAGGUAAGGGACACAUUCUAACAUAAGGAACCAGUAGGCCUAUAUAAUUUGCAUGGGCAUCUACAUAAGACUUGGCCCUGAAUCAAAUAAUUAAUAGGGCCAUCCAUUUUGAAUGGUAGAUUCAUCAGUUUAAGGAACAUAUGACGUUUUAUUAAGUGAGGUACAUUUCAGAGGAUAAGAAGACAGGCUAAUAUAGUAGUUAUUUCAGAUUUAAUGAGAAGGCGUCAGCAAAGGUUAUUAGCUUUUUUCACGUCUUGAAAGGUGAAGAACAAAGAAUAUGUGGGAGGUUAAGAUCAAUAUUAGGUAGCGAAUGAAUGGGAUGACUCCUUGUCAAAGCUAUUAAAAUCACCUUCAAAUACUUUAUAUCUUUACCCUGACCUGAUAUAGCCCUGUGAUAUUUAAGGUAGGAACACGGCAGAGCUCCUUUCUCCACACAUUUCACACAAGGCCUUAUUUCAAAGCCAUGUGGAUCCAAGACUCACUCUAGAGGAAAGCGUACAGAGGCAGAAUAAAAAUUAGUUAAUGCAUGUUGAACAUUAACACAGGUCCAGGGGGAAGGUUCUUCCCAAUGAUGUGUAUAAACAAAGGAUGACUGACAGGGAGCGCUGUAUCGAAGCCACAGCACAGCCAUCCUGGCACUCCUCCUCAACUGCAAAAAAAGAUUGUGUCUAUAAUCAUAAUGAUUAUUCAGUCUUGCUGAGUCACUCAUGGAACCCAUGAGUUUCACUGUUAUGGUUCUCCACUAGUUUGUUAGUCAUUUUUUAAUAUAAGUAAUAGUUGCUAUGGUUUUUCACUCCAACGUUCACUUCCUAUUUACCUAGACUCCCGCUGGGCAAAGGCCAAUGAGACGGCAGUACAGAGGCAGACGGAACUGGAGACCUGUGCUGAUAGGCUGGGAUGCUUUGCCACAGCAGCCAGUCAGUUGGGGCCGUGGCUCAGAGAGAAGGAGCUGAUGAUGAGUGUGCUGGGACCCCUGAGCAUCGACCCCAACAUGCUGAACACCCAGAAACAACAAGUGCAGGUACAUAGAGGAUGUUAACUGUGUUGAACACAUGCAAAAUAAUGAAUAAGAAUGUCACAAUAGAUUGUCCACAACUUGCCAAUUCUGUAAAUACCAAUACCAACCGCAUUCUUAUGAAUUAGUGAUAAAUUGUACUAGCCAAAAUGUAGAAAUUAUUCCUCAUUGACGGAUAAUGUUCCGACUCCUCUUCUUUCCUAUCCCUCCAACCUCCACAGUUCAUGCUGCGUGAGUUUGAGACCCGCCGGCCCCAGUUCGACCAACUCACCCAGGCGGCCGAGGGCAUCCUUUCCCCGUCUGGUGGUGACUCCUCCCCGCAGGAUGACAAGGACCUUGCGGAGGUCCGGUCCGACCUGGCCUCCAUCUCUCAGCAGUGGGACGACCUCACUCAACGUCUGUCCCAGCGCUCGGAGCACAUCGACCAGGCCCAGGGCACCAGCGAGCGCUACCAGGCCCUGCUGAAGGACCUCUCGGUCAGCGUGGGGGCGCUAGGCGAGCGGCUGGAUGGCCAGGCCUCACUCAGUGCUCAGCCCGAGGCCCUGAAACGGCGUCUGCAGGAGACAGGCGAGAUCCGCACUGAGCUGGAGCAGAGGAGGGAGGAGCUGGGCAAGGCGGAGAAGCUGUGCGGCGAGCUGAGCGCCAUCGUGAUUGAACCUUACCUGAGAGACGAACUGAAGAAGAGGCUGGAGAGCGUGAGUGGCCCGCUAAGGAGCCUGGAGGAGAGGGCCGGUGAGUGUUCUGUUUUGUCUAUGGUGUUUAUCUUAAUUCUGUUUGUAUGAAUCUCUAUUGGCUUCAGUAGUAUUUGUAUGUAGAGGGUAAAGUUUUUUAUUUUUUGGUCUCAUCAUGGCUAGUGGUUUUGAAUCCAGCACUACAACCUCUCUCAGGCUUAGGUAGCUACUCCAUCUGGUUGAAUGUUCUUCAUCAAAACAUCUGUAAAUGAAUAGCAUUAAAAUCCUCUGUCCUCUCCCUCAGCUGACGGUCUGUCCCAGCUCCAAGCCGCUCUCUCCAGCACCCAGCAAUUCCAGCAGAUGUUUGAGGAGCUGCGGAGCUGGCUGGACAACCAGGGUGGUCAAAGAGACUCUACCGUCGACUCUCUCCCCUGCCAGCCUGAGGCUCUCCAGACCCUGCUUGCCCAGCAAGACGAGCUUCAUCGCGGGGUUGCCAGCCAACGUGGCCCCUACGAGCUCAUCCAGGCCGAGGGGGCCUCUCUGCUCGCCUCGCUACCCGCUGGCGCCGAAGAACAAUCAGCCUUACAGUCCCGGCUCACCACCCUACGCCAGGACUGGGAUGAGCUAAAUCAAUGCAUUGCGGAACGCCAGAACCGGCUGAAAACAGCCCUGACCAAGGCCGAGAGUUACCAGCAGCACCGCGCCGAGCUCACGCCCUGGGUGGCAGAGUGCGAGAAGCGGGAGGCUGACAUCCAGCCCUCCCUCGACCCUGCGGCCCUGGACGAGGCCUUGCAGAAGGCCAGGCAGCUGGGAUUGGACCUGGAGCGCCGUCGCCCCCUCCUGGAGGGUUUAAACACCGCGGCCGACCAACUCCUGGAACACUGCCGCGUCGGAGAGGAAGACAUACGCGACGAAAAAGCCCAACUCAACCGUAGAGUCGACGGGCUGGCAGAAAAGCUCCAGAACUGUGUUUCCCAAUUGGAAGAGUUAGCGGGUCGACUUAAGGAGUUUGAGGACGGCCGGCAGGCGGUGGAGAGGAGGCUGGAGGCGGCGCGGCAUCAGAUCGAGGUGCAGGAGGCGCUGGGCCCACAGGCGUGCAGCAACAAAAGCCUGGAGCGGCUGAGGAGCCAGCAGGAGACGCUGCACUCGCUGCAGCCACAGGUGGCCUACCUGAGGGAUCUGGCCCAGGGGCUGGUGCAGGACGCACCCCAGACAGCAGGGGGCGGCGGACAGGGAGGACAGAGGCUGGAGCAGCAGGCUCGAGACACAGACCGAGAGUUUGGAGACGUAAGCGAAAAGGUGAGAAGAUGUGUGAGGAAUUUAGUAUACACUGUAUUUCAUAUAUAAAUAUUUCAUAGACACUCAGAUUAACGAUAGAGCACUGUAUUCUGUUCAAUAGGAGAAUGUUUCAAAAAUGAAGCAUAGUUUUCAAAAAUAUAUUACACUCAAAUACAAUAAGGGUGUCUCAGUACUCUUCAACAGCCUUUUCUCUUUUGAAAGCAUUUGUUUGGGUAUGUUGGACUUAUCACUAUUAAUCGUCCUUUACAAUUACAUUAGUGAGUAUUGUAACACAGCCAAUCUGUUCAGCCUGGAGUGUGGCUGAUACAAAGGAGGAUCUAGUUUUAGCAGGGGUCGUUGUGUGCGAGGGUGUCAGGGCGUGUGUGUGACAGUGUGUGUGAGCCUGUAUGUAUGUAUGUAUGUAUGUGCGUGUUUGUGUGUGAGUUGAGAUAGAGAACAGAACGUAUUUAAGCUGACAGAGGAGUUCAAGUAUUAGCAGUUCCAGUGAUCUUAUAUGGUCAUUGUACAGAUAGAAAACUUCAGACCACUUAAUCACUUUACUGAAAUGUAAACCAACGAGUCAAGAGCAUUGUACUGUAUAUUGAUACAGUGCCUUCAGACAGUAUUCAACAAAAAAAUCUCACCUAUCUACACACAAUAACCCACAAUGACAAAGUGAAAACCUGUUUUUAGAAAUGUUUGCAAAUGUAUUGAAAAUUAAAUACAGAAAUAGCUCUUUUAAAUAAGUAUUCACACCCAUGAAUCGAUUACAGCUUCGAGUCGUCUUGGGUAUGUCUGUAUCAGCUUUGCACAUCUGGAUUUGGGGAUUUUCUCCCAUUCUUCCUUGCGGAUUUUCUCAAGCGCUGUUAAGUUAGAUGGGGAGCGGCAGUGAACAGCAAUCUUCAAGUCUUUCCACAGAUUUUCAAUGGGAUUCAAGUCUGGGCUUUGGCUGGGCCACUCAAGGACUUUCACAUUAUUGUUAUGAAGCCAUUCCAGCAUUGCUUUGGAUGUAUUCUUGGGCUCGUUGUCCUGUUGGAACGUAAAUCUUCACCCCUUUCUAAGGUCGUUUGCACACUGAAGCAGGUUCUCAUCAAGGCUUUGCCUGUGUUUGGCUCCAUUCAUUGUUCCCUCUAUCCUUACCAGUCUCCCAGUCCCUGCUGCUGAAAAGCAUCCCCAUAGCAUGAUGCUGCCACCACAAUAUUUCAUGGUAGGGAUGGUGUUAGACAGGUGAUGAGCUGUGCCUGGUUUUCUCCAGACAUAGCGCUUUGCAUUCAGGCCAAAGAGUUACAUUUUGUCUCAUCAGACCACAGAAUAUUUUGCAUUAGAAUCAGAGUAUUUCACGUUCCUUUUUGCAAACUCCAGGCGUGCUGUCAUAUGCCUUUUUCUCAGGAGUGGCAUCCGUCUGGCCACGCUCCCAUAAAGCCCAGAUUUGUGAAGUGCGGUAGAGACUGUUGUCCUUCUGGCAGGUUCCCCCAUCUCAACCAAGGAACUCUGUAGUUCUGUCAGUGGUCAUUGGGUUCUCGGUCACCUCCCUGACCAAGGUCCUUCUUGACCGGUUGCUCAGUUUGGUCGGACAGCCAGCUCUAGGCAGAGUCUGGGUAGUUCCAUAUUCUUUCAAUUUCCCAAUGAUGGAGACCACUGAGCUCUUGGAAACUUUCAACACUCUAGAAAUUGUUUUAUACCCUACCCCAGAUAUAUGCCUCAUCACAAUUAUAUUUUGGAGAUCUACAGACAGUUCCUUGGACUUCAUGGUAUAGUUUGUGCUCUGACAUACACUGUCAACUGUAGGACCUUAUAUAGACAGGUGUGUUUCUUUCUAAAUCAUGUCCAAACAGUGGAAUUGGCCACAGGUGGACUCCAAUCAAGUUGAAGUGACAUCUCAAGGAUGAUCAAAGGAAAUUGGAUUAACCUGAGUUUAAUUUGCAAAAGGGUGUGAAUACUUAUGUAAAUUAAAUAUUUAUGUAUUUCAUUUUCAAUACAUUUGCAACAUUUGUAAACAUGUUUUCACUUUGUCAUUAUGGGGCACUGUAUGUAUAGUUCCGAAAUGUGCCAUAGAUAGUUACUUAUAGACUGGUUUCACUUACAAAUCAAUAUGGUAUUUGAUUUGAUUAAUGAGAAAGUUAGUCAUCAAAACAAAGAGCUAGGAUACAUUAACUAGGCUACAUGAAUCAGCAUUUUAUUUGUCCCGCUAUUUAUAUCAUAUUAUUACAUCAGCAAGGCACCAUGCCACUUUCAACUUGCUAACAUUAUUAACUCUCUCUCUCCCCCCUUCUCCCCCUUCCCUCCCUCCCCACUUCUCCCCCUUCCCUCCCCCCUCUAGAUUGAACAGUGCUGUUCCACCCUGGAGUCCCGUCUCAAGGGUGUGGGGGAAGUCCAGUCCUCGGUGCGCGACCUCUUCUCCCGCCUGGCCGACCUGGACGACGAGCUGGACUCUCUGAGCCCCGUGCGGCGUGAUGCCGACUCGCUUGCCUCGCAGGCGGAUGCCGUCCGCACCUUCCUGGCUCACCUGGCCACGUUGAGGUCGGAGCUUGAAGGUCACGGGGGCGACUGCACCGCCAUGCUCCGCCGAGAGGGGUCAUCUCCCGAUCUCCUCGCCCUGAGGAGAGAGACUGAGGCCCUGAGCCGCCAAGCUGGGAAGCUGGCCGAGAGGGGCCAGGCCAGACUGGGGCAGAUCGAGGCAGCUGCCGAGAAGGUGGGAGAGUUCUACGCCCAGGUGGCGGAGCUGCAAGGGCUACUGGGAAGGGCAGAGGAGGGACUUAACGCGCAGGGCGUGGUGGGGACGGAGGUGGAAACCAUCAAGCAGCAGCUGCACGAGUUCAAGGUAAGAACAAGUUUGAUGUUUAUGGUUGGAAAUGUGAAUGUGCUACGACUGAAAUGGAAUGACUAGAAUGGACAAUCUCGUUCAAGUCAACGUUCCGUGAUGGGUGGGCCGCCGGCCAUAUUGAGUUUAUCCAGGCCUGGAAGUCAUUCUCUUUCUAUGGCUACUCUAUUGUAAUAUGUAUUUGUUUUGUCUUGUGCUUUUGUUCUCUGAUACGUUUUUGUUUUGGUUGCGGUACCGUGUAAUAUUUUUGGACAUUAUGUCUUCAGAUAUUGGUAAAUUGGGUAGAGCCAGCUAUGGUUAUACUGUAGCACAGCCUCAUAGAAGUGAGCUUGGCAUGAGUUUCCCAAGUGUUUUUGGUGCCGGCAUCAAUGAACAGCCUUCUGAAUUUUCUUGUGAUUUCUCAGAGAAUGGAAAACGUACAUUUCUAG